UGACGGUGUUCCACGGCCUGGUCUCAGCCAUGUCAGUUGAGGCCAAGAUGGCGGCGCUCAUCCCUCGGUAACCCGCUGUGUGAUGGCUCCUCUCCCCGGUCUGCCCCAGUGAGCCCGCCCGGCCCGGACACCCUCCCAGCGGCCGAUACCGAGCCCCUCAGUGAGUCCCCCGGGGCCGGUCCGAUACCAAACCCGAGACGGGAUGUCAGUUAGAGGGAGGGGACAGGCCAAGCGUUACCAUGACAACCCCGGGAAGCGGCUCCAGCGCGCACUGACUGCUGGGUAACCAGGUACCAACUCUAUAACUAACUGUAUAACUAUUACUGUAUUACUGCUAACAUUACCACUGACUGCUGGGGUAUACAGGUACCAACUCUAUAACUAACUGUAUAACUAUUACUGUAUUACUGCUAACAUUACCACUGCUGCUGGGGAUACAGGUACCAACUCUAUAACUAACUGUAUAACUAUUACUGUAUUACUGCUAACAUUACCACUGACUGCUAACAUUACCACUGGCUGCUGGGGAUACAGGUACCAACUCUAUAACUAACUGUAUAACUAUUACUGUAUUACUGCUAACAUUACCACUGACUGCUGGGUAACCAGGUACCAACUCUCUAACUAACUGUAUAACUAUUACUGUAUUACUGCUAACAUUACCACUGACUGCCGGGGAUACAGGUACCAACUCUCUAACUGUAUAACUAUUACUGUAUUACUGCUAACAUUACCACUGACUGCUGGGUAUACAGGUACCAACUCUAUAACUAACUGUAUAACUAUUACUGUAUUACUGCUAACAUUACCACUGACUGCUGGGGAUACAGGUACCAACUCUGUAACUAACUGUAUAACUAUUACUGUAUUACUGCUAACAUUACCACUGACUGCUGGGUAUACAGGUACCAACUCUGUAACUAACUGUAUAACUAUUACUGUAUUACUGCUAACAUUACCACUGACUGCUGGGUAUACAGGUACCAACUCUAUAACUAACUGUAUAACUAUUACUGUAUUACUGCUAACAUUACCACUGACUGCUGGGUAUACAGGUACCAACUCUAUAACUAACUGUAUAACUAUUACUGUAUUACUGCUAACAUUACCACUGACUGCUGGGUAUACAGGUACCAACUCUAUAACUAACUGUAUAACUAUUACUGUAUUACUGCUAACAUUACCACUGACUGCUGGGGAUACAGGUACCAACUCUAUAACUAACUGUAUAACUAUUACUGUAUUACUGCUAACAUUACCACUGACUGCUGGGGAUACAGGUACCAACUCUAUAACUAACUGUAUAACUAUUACUGUAUUACUGCUAACAUUACCACUGACUGCUGGGUAUACAGGUACCAACUCUCUAACUAACUGUAUAACUAUUACUGUAUUACUGCUAACAUUACCACUGACUGCCGGGGAUACAGGUACCAACUCUCUAACUGUAUAACUAUUACUGUAUUACUGCUAACAUUACCACUGACUGCUGGGUAUACAGGUACCAACUCUAUAACUAACUGUAUAACUAUUACUGUAUUACUGCUAACAUUACCACUGACUGCUGGGGAUACAGGUACCAACUCUGUAACUAACUUUAUAACUAUUACUGUAUUACUGCUAACAUUACCACUGACUGCCGGGUAUACAGGUACCAACUCUAUAACUAACUGUAUAACUAUUACUGUAUUACUGCUAACAUUACCACUGACUGCCGGGUAUACAGGUACCAACUCUAUAACUAACUGUAUAACUAUUACUGUAUUACUGCUAACAUUACCACUGACUGCUGGGUAACCAGGUACCAACUCUAUAACUAACUGUAUAACUAUUACUGUAUUACUGCUAACAUUACCACUGACUGCUGGGUAUACAGGUACCAACUCUAUAACUAACUGUAUAACUAUUACUGUAUUACUGCUAACAUUACCACUGACUGCUGGGUAUACAGGUACCAACUCUAUAACUAACUGUAUAACUAUUACUGUAUUACUGCUAACAUUACCACUGACUGCUGGGUAUACAGGUACCAACUCUAUAACUAACUUUAUAACUAUUACUGUAUUACUGCUAACAUUACCACUGACUGCUGGGUAUACAGGUACCAACUCUAUAACUAACUGUAUAACUAAUACUAUAGUAACUAUAGGUACUAACUAGAACUGCCAGCAUUACUAGUACAGGUACCAACUAGAACGACCAGCAUUACUAGUACAGGUACCAACUAGAACUGCCAGCAUUACUAGUACAGGUACCAACUAGAACAACCAGUGUAAUGGACCGUUUUGCACACAAGGGGUAAAAACCGUUUAGGCGAUCGGCCCCCUUUCCAGAGAUACAGGCACAGCUACUGCAGAACACCAAAACUCACGAACUGGAUACAAAAUAGCACUCCAACUCCCGAACUGGAACCUCCCAAAUAGCUGCUAGCAGACUAACAGGAAAAGCAGACGAACAGCUUACACUCCUGGCAAUCAGUCUCUAACAGCAUACAGUGAAUCCCCCCAAGAACGAGACAAGGCUCCGUGUUGAGGGUCAAGCAGUGGUCUGAGGUGCUGGCACACCCAGCCUGGUUUUUAUUACAGUGUUUUCAAAUACAGGACCGCCCACAGGGAGGUAUAAAACAACCAAUCAUAUCACAGUUACAUCCCACAUAUUCCCUCCCCUUAUCCUGAGAGGAAACUCAAUUAUACAUACAGUUAAAACAUACCUUCUACCCAACUUUCAUAACUCCAAAACCAUACAUCACAUUCACAUAAAAUUACAUAUUCACAAUCAAUCCAUUCAGGGGAACAACAUAUUCAAAAAUGGCACAAAUCAGACAAGGGGUUCAAAAGUUAGUAAAAGUCCUUUGUGACUAAAUGAAGCAUGGCUUUCUGGCCCAAACCAGUUUCAGAGUCUUCUAUCCUGGAGAUAAGUAAUUCAAUUAUCUCCCAGGACAGACACAGACUCCAUUAAGCACAUGGUUGCAAAAAGACACAAAACACUUUAAAAUACAUAAAGUCACAUUUAUACAUAAAACACAGACAUUUCACAUAUCCCCAGAUAGCUCAGGUCUGAGCGCACAUUAUUAAGUGAAUGGCGCUCAGACCACACGAAUACAGUUUAAUCGCCAUGGAGCCAAAGUCUUUACAGUCAGUUUCAUACAAAUGGGCUCCAUGGGAUUCCUAUCUGGGGUAUAACACAUUCAAACAAAUCUACUGAACCCCAGGCAGAAAAGCACGAAUACAGCUUUUCUGCAGGCAAAAAUAAAGUCUUUUAAAAGGGGGCCAUAGUCCAAAGGCAGCAGGCGAGCAACCAGGCUUCUCCAAUGCAAUGUGGCGAGAUUGGUCUCGUCACACGGAUUUUAUCCCCUUGUGAGAGAAACGGUCCGUUACACAGACGAACAGGAAAAGCAGUCAAUCAGCUUACACUCCUGGCAAUCAGUCUCUAACAGCAUACAGUGAAUCCCCCCAAGAACGAGACAAGGCUCCGUGUUGAGGGUCAAGCAGUGGUCUGUUUAAUGAGGGCUACCUGCCCAGUAUUUAUGCAGGUCUCCCACCUGGUGGACACUCCCUAGGGGACCAAAUGGGAGACUGUGACAAAAGACAGACAAGUAGACAAAUAGGACACACAGUCACAAUAUAUUCCCACAAUGCAUCCUGGCUUCCUCCCCUCUGCCCUGGGAGAUAAUUGAGAAGUAACUCAAUUAUCUCCCAAGACAAAGGCAAAACUCCAUUACACAUGUGGGGACACAAAACCAGUAUUAUACUUUAAAAUACAUAAAGUAACAUUUACUACAUAAAACACAGACAUGUAAAGACUGAAUUUCUAUAUGAAAAUUUACAGUCUUUGUGAUAAAAAAGGAGGAUUUCCUCCUAUGAUUUUAAUAUUUUGUUUUGUGUGUUUGUGCAGAUAUGUUUAUGCAGCAAUAGGGAAGGGUAACGGUUAUCGAAUGGAAAGGGAUGCAGGGAGGUUUUUGAAGAUAAUAUGAUAAAAAUGUUUACACUUAAUGUUCAGGGAUUGAAUACUAUAGCGAAAAGAAAUCUAUUGUAUAAAUACCUCAGUGAAAAACAAUUGAAUUUAAUAUUCUUACAAGAAACUCACUGGAGACAAGUGGAUAAACAAAAUUGGGGGGGUAAAAGAUUUCCACUUAUAAUUCAAGCUUCCAAUAAGGAAAAAAAAAUGUGGAGUAGCUGUGGUAUUUGGAGAAAAGAUUAAAGUUGAAGUAAUCCAUCAAAUACAAGAUACUAAAGGCAGGUAUUUAAUAAUAAUAUGCAAAAUUGACUCUGUACUUUUUACAUUAUGUAAUAUAUAUCUUCCUAAUCAUUUACCAGUUGCUUACUUAAAAACAAUUUUGGAAAAAGUAGAUGAAGUUAAAGUGGGAAAGUUAAUAUUGGCAGGGGAUUUUAAUGCUGUACUAGACCCUCAUAUAGAUAAAAAAUUAAUGAAAGGAAAUACUUUAAAUCAGAUGGUUAUAAAACAAGCAAAAGCCUUAAAAAAAAUUAAAGAUGAAUAUAAUUUAUUCGAUAUUUGGAGAAUUUUUAAUCCCAAUGAGAGAGACUAUACGCAUUUUUCUAAAGUGCAUUUUUCCUAUUCAAGAUUGGACAUGAUUUGGGUCGACCCAAGUAUUAUUGAUAUGACUAAAAAAACAAAGAUUGACGAGAUAGUUUGGACAGACCACAAUGGAGUUUUUUGUGAAAUGAUUUUUAGUACAUUUAAAAGAGAAGCCUAUACUUGGCGGUUAAGAGAUAAUUUGCUUUGUUGUGAAUUAAAAAAACUCAUAUAAGAGAUAAUAUAAAAAAUUAUUUUAAAGAAAAUAUCUCAGAAAAUAUUGAUUCAUCUAUUUUGUGGUGUGCCUUUAAGGCCGUUAUAAGAGGUCAUAUUAUCAAGUUACAAAGCCAACUUGACAAAAAUAAUACUCUGGCAUUUUUACACACAGAAUUAAGAGAUUUGACUCAUAUCAAUAAACAAUCUCCAUCUCCUGAAAUUUAUGAAAAAAUAUUAGAACUUAAAGAAAAAAUAAAGCAAAAUUUAAUGGAUACGAUAGCUAAAAAUAUGGAUAGAUUAAAACUUAAAUAUUACUCCAAAGGCAAUCGAGCUGAAAAGAUGCUAUCCCAAAAACUUAGAAAACAAAAAGGACAAAAUAAGGUAGACAAAAUAAUACAGAAUGGAAAAAUAGCACUAACCCCUAGAGAGAUUGGAAAGUGUUUUAAUGAAUAUUAUGCCAAUCUAUAUAAUAUUCCUCAGAUUAACACAGAUGAGGAUAUUAAAAACUAUUUAAAUAAUAUAAAGAAGCCUCAUUUAACUUCUAUUGAAAAUGAUUUCUUAAAUAAACCUAUAACUAUGGAGGAGACUAUGAAAGCAAUAAAUGAUUUAGAAAGAUCUAAAACACCAGGCCCGGAUGGGUUUAGCAACCUAUUUUAUAAAACAUUUAAAGAUUUAAUAUGCCCACAUUUGACCUCUGCUUUCAACAUAGCGGCAAACAGAGGAUUUUUACCAGCAGAGAUGCUUAAAGCUAAUAUCUUGCCUAUUCUAAAAAACGAUAAAAACCCCACUGAUAUCAAAAACUAUCGUCCGAUAUCUUUAAUAGAUGUUGACACUAAGUUAUACGCUUCGGUUUUGGCUGCCAGAAUAAAAAAACUUCUUCCACUAAUCAUCCACAAAGAUCAAAUAGGAUAUGUUCCAGGUAGAAAUUCCUAUACAAGUAUAAGGAAAAUUAUUAAUAUCUUGGAUGACGCAAAUAGAUAUGAUGUUCCAGUUCUGACUCUGUCGAUUGAUGCUGAAAAAGCAUUCGACAGAGUCAGCUGGAAAUAUUUACAACAUUAUGGAUUGGAAGGUUGGAUUAAGAAAGCUAUAAUGGCACUAUACGUAAAUCCUGUUGCACGAACUAUUGGACCUAAUAUUGUCGCCCCAUGGUUCCAACUUAGAAAUGGUACCCGACAGGGUUGUCCCCUUUCACCAUUGCUCUACUUGCUGACUAUCGAGCCAUUGGCUGAGAAUAUUAGGAAUAAUAAAGAGAUCCAUGGUUAUAAAAUAAUGGAUGAGGACCAAAAAAUUAGCUUAUAUGCUGAUGACAUUUUAAUUACUCUUACAAACCCUAAAAAUUCUUUAGAACGCAUAAUGCAAGAAAUAGAGCGAUACAGCCUUAUAUCAAAUUAUAAGUUAAAUACAAAUAAAUCUUUGAUAUUAGAUGUUAACCUAAAUAAAAAGAUACAACAAGAGAUUAAAAACAAAUAUGAUUUUAUUUGGGUUAAAGAAAGUAUGGAUUACUUAGGAAUUAAAAUAACCAGAGAGACAAAUAAGAUCAUGGAAGUAAAUUUCCUAACAUUAUUAUUAGAUCUCAAUAAAUGGUUAAAAGAUCGCAGAAACCUAGAGAUUACUUUUUUGGGGCGAAUAAAUGUUAUCAAUUCAUAUGUUAUACCAAAGUGGAAUUAUAUGUUUCAAAUGUUACCUCUACAUAUUCCAAUCCAUUGGCUUCAAUUAAUACAAAGAAGUUUUACUCAAUACAUCUGGAAAGGCAAGAAGCCGAGAUUGAAACAGUCAAUAUUAGUGCAGAAAAUAUAUAAAGGUGGACUUGAUUAUCCACUCAUAAUGAAUAAUUUUAAAGCAGCUAUUAUUCUACAUGUUUAUAGAAUGCAAAUAAAAGAAAAUAAAGAUGAGGGAUGGUAUAAAAUGGAAUUGAAGGCAGGAGAAGUUUCUAGCUUAGAUUGUUUAAUUUGGAAUAUAAAUAAAAUGUCAAAGAAAAAAGAGUAUGCCAGUAUUAUUCUAACUCAAUUAUUGGAAAAUUGGUUAAAAAUUAAAAAAGUAAUGAAUAUAGAAAAAAAAAGUUCCAAGUUAUUUAGAGUUAGACAUUGUAGAAAAACAAGUGGAAGAUUUAAACUUAAAUAAUUGGAAAAAAGUAGGGAUAACGACUCUGGACCAAUUAUUGACAGAAGGAUCAAUUAAAACCUUUGCUCAAAUAACAGAGAUACAUAAUCUCCCUCCUAGAGAGGUGUUUAAUUUUCUAAGACUUAAAAGCUAUAUUAAUACACAUCUUAUAAUACCAAAAUCUAAUCUAAGCAAUUCGAUAGAUUUAUUAUUUACAUCAAAAAAAGUCAAUAAACCACUUUCCAAAGCUCUAAUACUAAUUAAAUCAAUAGCUAAAGACACAAAUCCUACUGCCAUACAGGCUUGGAAACAAGACUUGAAUAUCGAUAUAAGAACUAGAACGUCCAGCAUUACUAGUACAGGUACCAACUAGAACGUCCAGCAUUACUAGCACAGGUACCGACUUGUUUUAUAACAUUUGCUACAUAGUGCUGGCCACGACUGUACAGGUACCAUCCAUUGCAACCAGUUUAUUACGGCUUAAUAUUACUACUGACUGCUGAUUCUGGCUCCACAUAUACCAGUAUUACUACCACUGCUUUAUAUUAUUACUGACUCUGUGUGUUUAUGGCUAUUGCUAUAUAUAUUUUUUCCAUUUAGUACCUUUUUAUUAUAAAUGUGUUGUUUUAUGCUAAAAGGUGAAAUUCUGCUGUUUGUUUUUAUUGGUUAAUGGCUAUUUGCCAUAAAUUAGUGUUUUGUUGCAUGGUGUAUUUUGUGGCAUGCUCCUCAUCGUUUCAUUUAUUACCUCCUCUGCCUCAGAACCUGUUAGGAUACUAUUUCUACUGUAUUAUCCCCAGUUUACUUUACCUGUGACAGAGCGGAUUGGGAGCAUAGUGCAGGCUGCUAUGUUAAACCAGUUCGUGCCAACUCCAUGAUAAGGCAGUACGUUGGGUAACCGCUUUGCAGAAUGUGCUGUAGAUAUACAAUCUUUUUUUGUUGCCAAUAGGCCAGCAUUCCUGUUCCUGUGAGGAUCAAGCAGAACCAUCCAUUUAUUUUCCCUGUCAUGAUUAUCACGGAUCUGAAUUGCCAGAAAUUAAAAAUUUAGACCGAAAUACACAAAUUAGAAAAGUUCUCCAAAUUGGCUACAUUUUUCAAUUCCGCUUUUUUGUCCAGAAUUUGAAAUAGAAUUUGAAUGUCUGACAAUACACACUAUAGUGAGUUACCCUGUAUUUCACGGUACCAUAUGUUCUAUGAUGCCAAUGUGUUUCUUACUAGUUAGUGAGUCUCAGAACAGCACAGACCCAUUUAAAGACCCAUGGAAGAGCUUAGACAAAGGAAAGUAGGGUUUGUUUGUUUAUCUUCUUUACUUUUUUGUUUGUUUGUUUGCAACCCGUUACAACAGACAUUCAUAAUUUCUGGUAAAAAUUUCAGCAUGGCACAUUACAUACCAGUCAAGGAACGGGGUAUAUAAGCGUCCAAUGUAUAAAGGAUGUAUUGUACACUUGCUGCAUUGUUCAUAUUAGAUGGGCAUGUGCCACUGAGUGAUAUCACCAGCAAGCAUAGCCGACUCAGACUCAUUUGCAUACAGUGCCUCGCUGAAUUGAAAACAUGAUACACUCACUGUCCAUUGAUUAUAUUUUGCACACAUGCUAUACAAUUAACUUGAUUUAGGACGAGGGUAUUUUUUAAAAGUAACUGGUGGGCCUGUAUGGAGGUUUUAAUAAUAUCCCCUCAUUCUGACCCAGUGAUAGUAAAUAAGUAUUAAAUCGGGGUGCACAUUAUCUAAAUGAAAAGAAAAGAAACACUACCAGCGUUUGCAGAAUGUGGCAUAAGACUGGCAAGGAAUCUUGGGAAUUCUAGUUUUACAGCUGGAGGUCUACCUUUUUGACUUGCCCUCUUCUAAGCUGACGAUAGACACCUGGUCAUCGUGGGUCUGAGCAAAUGUUUGCUCUGUCUGUUGGCAUCAAAGUCACAGGCACAAGGUGAGUAGUGGAAUUUGGCAAAUGUGUAUCUAACACUUGGGACGCUCACACUGCAUCAAAUAACUGUCAAAACUAAACUCGUUAAUGGUUGGGUACUUGUUACAUAAAGAACAUGCAGAUAUGGUUGUGUGCUUGGCUUGUCUGUUUAGACAGCAAGUAAUAUUGAGAAACAGGAAGGAAGUAGACACUCAAAUUGUUUUCUUUUGUUUUUGUUCCUGUUCAUCAUUUACACCCGUUCACAAUCAUGUUAGGCCACGGAUUAUAGAGAAAUAAAUCAUUAGGGCACUGGGGUAAGUGUUUCCUGAUUUAGAAAAAAUAUAUUUUGUUAUCUGCAUUGCAUGAGUGUGUUUUGAUAGUGUAUCUUACCUUGUGGUAUCUGCUAUUGUUUACUAAAACCGCUGAGAUGCAAUGUAGUAGUAAUGCACUGAGGACACCAUGCACUAUAGCAGGCAUAGGCAUCCUUCGGCACUCCAGAUGUUUUGGACUACACCUCCCAUGAUGCGUUGCCAGCAUUAUGGGGGAUGCAGUCCACAACAUCUGGAGUGCCGAAGGUUGCCUCCCCCUGCGCUAUAGUAUAGAUUGCCAUGAAAUGCCAGCCUUUAACGAUGUGAACUUUUUUUGCUUUCAAAUGAGAUCCCGUACCAUUGCAAAGUAUGGGUUGCUUAAUUGUGGCCAGUUCCAUGCCACUUAUUUAUUGACGGCAUUUAAUGCCUGCCUUAGGUCUUUUACAGAGCAAAUUGUGAUGAUGACACAAAACUGUAAAAAUGCAGCAAAGUAGCUCUAACCUAGCAUUGAUUUGUCUGAAAGCAAAUUUCUUACUUUUUUGCAAAUGUGUUUUUUUUUUUUAUUGUUGUUAGAUGACGUAUUUGAUGUGAUCCUUAUUUUUGUCCAAUUCUGCAACUGACUGAGGAAUUAAACAGUCCAGGGAUCAUGUCUUUCAAUUAGCUUUUUAUUACUCUGUGCAGUACAGAAACCGUUUUAAUAUUGCUUGUUCCCUGUCACUGAGGGUGUGUUUGCUAUAUUUGCUAUGCUUGAGUGGUAGAACAAUGUGACGAGUAUUUUAUGUGUUGAAAACUCAUUCACGUAUUUUAAAUAGUGAGUCUGAUGAAAGUGCUGUUUGUUUACUUGUCUAAAGACUGUUUCUAUUGUUCAAAUAACAUAUUUAGAGGUUACAGGCAUUAAGCACUGUAGCAUAUACUUAUUGUGGCAAGUAAGGGGUUAAUCUGCCUUGUCUUGGAUUAGAAUGGAAGGAAGUUGUAGUUUUGGGGCAGUUACAACUGUAUCUGAGCAGAAGUGGUGACACUGCUCUUGCUGGGAACUGGAGCGAGCCUGGGUUUGAGUAAAGAUCGCGAUGGUUAAAAGUGCGAGACGCUGGGACAGAAUAAAACUCAGCAGCGCAAGCACAAUCCUGUCAGUGGUCGCUAAGGCAGGGGUGACUCAGACGGACCCCCGCCCUCGCACCCUUUAAUUUUAAUUUAAUUGUAAGCCGUCCUCGGGGUCAAGUUCUGAGGAAGGAUAUGGUAGCAGAUGUCUUUAACUAUAAGGCGGUCGGGUCAUCUAAGACUGACGAACAAUUUAGUGGUUAAUAAAGUUAAAGUUUUAAAAGGUAAAUAGUUUGUUAUAUGUUCAUUGUUAUGUAUAUUAUGGUUGUAAGCCCCUUAAGCUUUGAAUAAACACCACAGCCAGCCCAUUGAAAAGUAAAUAAACUUUCUCUGUGUUUAUCGUGUUAUCUAAUUUUAUUAAUACAAAAUAUUGCCUCCCAUACAUAUAAUUCUGGGCCGUCAGGUCGGAACUAAAUGUCCCAUGAUCCUCCGCAGCUGUCGUGAAAGAAUGAGUGUCUGUGAUAGGAUGAGCAUCAUGGGAAAUGGUGUCCAACCGUAUCUGGAGAGCUACAUGUUUAUCUCGGAUUUAUAGAAUAUUUUGUUUGAUUAAUCUAAACUUGCAUCUUUAGAUCCCAUUCACUGGUAAUUUAAGAAAAAACUAUUGAUCUUUGCAUUUUAUUAACAAUUUUUUAAAGUACUUCUGAGCUUUUAUUGUAAUGCAGGGUUACAAGCUAUGCUAUGUAACUAGAUUUUCUCUGUAUUUAUUUUUCAGGCAGUAGCACAUGAUUGACCACAUUUUUUACAAUGAAGAAAAGCUUCCCACCAACAGGCGGUAAGAUCCCAGUGCCAGUUUUGUCAAGUCGAAAUAUGAGGUCUCCAUCACCCUCCAGCAAACCUAAAGCUGCUUCAUCUUCUGCUGUUAGAGGAACCCUAACUAGCUCCCUCGAUCCAAGAGAAGAAAGUGAUACCAUGGAGUAUGAUAGCGUUAAAGGUGAUUAUCGUUGCCCUGAGAAAACUGUUCAUGUUUCUUUCAAAGGAUUCUUCUUAAUCUAGAAAUGCAUUCUGGGAUAUGUGGUUUAGUCUGCACUAUGAAAAGAAAAAACUAUCUUCUUACCUUUGUAAAGUCCAACUAUUUAGACAGCAAUUGUGUUGCUAAUUUGUCUCCCAAAUCAAUUGUAAACUGUAGGACAUGUUCUUCUUGGCUCAUGCUCCACAGUGAAUCAUGAACAAACAUCUUUGUAAAUAAAUCCCACAUUAAGACUGAUAUUUUGGGAAAACUGGCACAUCGUCCAAUAGAAUAUGUCUCAUACGGAAGCUUUGCCUGAUGCUUCUUAUGGAAGCUCUUUACUUCCGCUUGUUCAAGCAUGAAACCAUUCUGACGGUCAGCUUGAUCUCCAGGAGAAUGUUCCUAAAUUGGCACUAACCAUUUCAAAAAGUGACAGUUUCACUGUAAGUCACCUCUUUUAUGAAUGGAGACAAGGGGGUGGGGUGCGCAUGUAGUUAACCCCUAGAGGGUAAGGCUUUGGGGUAUCCAUUUAAGUAAAUACCAUUUCAAUGCAAACAUGUUCCAUUAUUGAAAAGUACUCUUUCUCCUAUUCUUAUUUGGAUGGGGGGUCCAGCCGUAACAUUUUGUGUUUAUUAUUUUAUGUUUUGCUCCUUUUACAUUCUUGUGUUCUUUUGCUUUAGGAAAUGAUCCUGGCGUUCGUUACAUCACAGAGUCGCUAAUCCAAAAGCUGACGAAGCAGGAGAACCUUGCAUAUGUUACCUCGCUGAACCUUGCCCUCUCUAAAGAAGGAGGCAAAAAGUUCAAGGUUUGUCACGCUGUAUUUGUCACUAUUUUGUAGAUCCAGGUUCUUCACAUCAGUCCAAUCAGUCCUUUAACCCCUUAAGGACACAUGAUGUGUGACAUGUCAUGAUUCCCUUUUAUUCCAGAAGUGUGGUCCUUAAGGGCCACUCAUGCUGUAUCACUGCCAGUGCGCAUUUUCAGUGAGAAUGGCUGCACCACCAGAAGUUAAAUGGGCGUUGACGUUUGACGACCUCCCAAUCAUGCGCUGUCUUUCUCUGUUUGGCAAAAAAAAAGUUUAGUGGAUUUAUGCAGCAUAUCUCCACCCCCUUAGGUACGCCUUCCCUUUUCAUAAAACAUGUUUCUGAUGUACCAGAACCUUUUGUCUAGAGCUCAGUCCCAAUAAUUACAUUUCUAUAUAAAGUCAUGUAUGACUUGCAUCAUUUCAACUACAAUUGCUUAUGUUAGAAGAUUUUAAAGGGACUUUCAAAGCAUCAAAACUGCGAUAGCUUAUUAUAGUGUUUAUGGUGCUGGUAAGCUGCUAUUGGUGCAGGCUUCAAUAUUUCUUGUUGGGAUUUAAAAAAAAAAUAAAAUAAAUUGUCAGGUGAUCUCCAUGUUUGCAAAAACCUCUUGCCAGUGUUCUAAGUUCACCACCUCUGAUUUCACUUUCAGCCAACGUUUUUGGAAUACACACUCCUAUAUGUGUUGAAGCUAUAUUUAUAACGUUCAGUCAGCGGUGAAUUACUGGCUCAGAAGGGCCACGGCCAUUUGGCAUCUCUGAAUCUUGAUGUAUCCUAUUACUGAGAGGUUAUUAUUGCAUAUAUUUGGAUGCAUAGUAAAAGUUUUUAUUUAUCAGCAGCUGAAGGGAAGAUCUUAGGGUGCCAGUAUAUUCCCUGUUUUUUUGGAAAGCUGUUUGACAAAAAUUGAAAGGCCUGUUCUCAAACAAUAUGGGAGUUUGCCCCCUCCCUUGUAGCGGAUCGGCAAUAUUAAAUCCCACGAAUUCCGCUGGUACAUACAGUAAUCCACAGUCAUGCGCUGAGAAGCAAGGCAAUAUCCCAAAUCCCCUAGUAACCGGACGAAACACAGUUCUGGGAGUCAACUGAGGUCUUUAUUUGCAGCUCUAGUAUUUAUGCAAGUCCCCUUGCAAGGGGUUUCCCCACUGACAUUGCAGGGGUAAUACAGUAGGGGACUUAACAUUCUGGGCAUUUCUCCCAUCAGGCACUGCUGCACGAGAGGGACACUCCCACUGGAAUAUACCGUUAAGUGGAUAAUCCCUCCGUGCAGCAGAACCAGCAAUUCACAUUAACAUACAUAACUGGCAUUGUAUUCAGUGAAUUUAUACAAUUGGACGUUCGGCAGAUAGCUGGGGUCUGAGCGCACAGUUCGUGAGAUUACCGCUCAGAUCCCAGCUAAAACAGCCGAACGCCGCACGAAAAACAUAUUAAUUGUAACACACGCUUAAAAGACCGAUUGCUAUACAGGAAGUAAAAUACCGAAAAGCUCCCGAACGGCCUGGAAGCCCAGCGGUGUUCGCGCCGUCCAGUAGCCGUUUUCAGUACCACGCGCUCGACGACCGAACACCGCUGGAGAGAAAAAGGAUCCAAGAUGGCCGACCGCCGCGUGGUCAGUAGUCGAACGACUGCCACCUUGGAGAGUCUCUAAUUGCCGAUUUCAACAUUGUUGCAAUCGGUUAACAAGCGCCACACGUCUCUUAGUGUGUGGGCUAUUACUAGAGUGUUCAUUCGGUUCACGAACAGCCUGCAAAGGCGUUGUUCGUGAAACGGAAUAGAACAUGGCUAUCUGCUUCGGCAGAUAGCUAACACAGUCAAUACAACAUACAGAAUCCAGCAGAUUACAACCAGGCACAUAUACAAUCAUAAUAAAUAUACAGGCAACCCUUAAAACCAUAUUGUCUCUGUUUUAGUCCAAGUGGCUAGAUUUGCCACACCCCCUUUGAAGCUUCUAUGUUAGAAAUGGAUGAUGAUUGUUAUACAAGCAAUUAUUAGAAUAUUUCUGCUGAGGCCUCAGACUCUCUGAAUAAUUAAACGAAAGGAUUCCUUACACAACAUCUUUAUUGUGCGCUAAUUGCUUAAUUAGCUUGCUGGUGGAAUUAAUCGACGAAGAUGCAAAAUGUAAGCUGCAUAUAAAACAUUAGACAUAAGAAAGCUUGCAAAGAUGAUAAUGUGUUUAAAAUGGUAACAUUUAUAAAUUGUAUUCUUUUUUUUCUUUUCUUUGCUUAGUUUAUAGAAAAUCUUGAAAAAUGCGAAAGACUUGAAAUUCUGAAUCUCAGUUACAACCUUAUUGAAAAGAUUGAGAAGCUGGAAAAACAGAUCCGGCUAAGGGAACUUAAUUUGUCUCACAACAAAAUAAGGUACAGAAUACUCAGAAGAGCUGGCAUUAGAGGUCGAGCGGAGCUCUCUGUGAUUAAGAUUGAUAAAUCCGUUUCAUAGUAGGAAAAAUGGCAAUGUUAAUAUAUGUAAUAAUAUAUAAUAAUUGUGCCAGAAUUCUCCAAGAAUUAGACAUAAGUGUCAAUUUUUAGGUUUGAUAAACCUCCUUAAAUAUGUUUGUCUAUGAAAAUACACAGACAGAAUCGAUAUGUAUUUAUUUUAUUUUUUAAAUUCUACAAAUAUUCAUUACUUUUGUAAGCUUUGCAACAAGAGAGCCAAACAGAUAAUUCCAGGCUUAUCUGUGGUGAAUAAAGAAUUGUACACCAUGUUGCUGGGUGAAGUUGAAAACUCAAAGAAGGAAAAGAUGGAAAAAGCAAGCUUGUGUGAAUAUAAAAUCAACAGGCACAGACAUGAAGGUGUCUACUCUACCCAUGUCUAAAUUGGAACUGCAAAGCAGAAUGGAAAGAUCACAAAAGCAGGUACAGGUGAACCUCUCGAAAUGAUCCAUCAACAGGAAAAAGUUAUUGCUAGAAACGGGUUUAACUCAUGGAGAUCCAUCAGUCUGCACACACUGAAUGGACGCUGGAGAGAUCACGACAGUAGUGCUAUCGAUGAAGUUAGCAAGCAUAAUCAGGAUGCCGAGCGGGUUCAGAAUGAUGGCCUUCACACGCUAGAAUGACAGCAGAAGAGCUGGAUGAAAAACUGGUUGCGUACACAGUAAACACAGAAAUCCAUCCCAAUGAUGAUGGAAGCUGAUAUCCGCAGUGAAAGCCAAGCUGAUGCUGAGAAGUUCAAUGGGAAAUUUAAAAAAUCAGUUCUGUCCUGAUACACUGCACAUUGACUGUGCCUACCCUCUCUGCUUCAUUAAAUAUUGAAUGUACAAAACAAAGAAGUAAAUUGAAUUUUGGGAAACAUGAAACUAGAAUAUAUAUAAAGUAUACAUAUUGUAUAAGCAUCUUCUAUUAAACAAACAUUAUAUUGAGAACUUUGCUAUUAAAUUACACUUUUUAAUUUUUGUAGUCAUGCUGAGCCAAAAAAUUAAAUGGCUUGCAUGCAAAAUGACGGGGUAUGGGACAUGUCUAAAGAUCAGAAUAUUAAAUUUAUGCAUGUCUGUGAAAGAAACAUGUGUAUAAAAUGAAAUCACAUGUGGUUAAUAGAUAGAAAUUAGGAAAAGAGAUUUCAUAUCAAUAGCUAUUUAGAUACUCAUUUUUGAAUUAGUACUGAAAAAAAAGAACAGGUUAAUAAGCUAUAAUUUUUAUUUUUUGGUUGAUUAAAAAAUAGUUUGUUUUUUUUCCCUUUGAACAUAAAGCAAAAUCGAAGGCCUGGAGCAUAUGCAACAUUUGCAAAAAUUAAAUCUUGCUGGAAAUGAAAUUGAACACAUACCUGCCUGGGUGGGGAAGAAAAUUCGCUCUCUCAACAGUCUAAAUCUGAAGCAAAACAAGAUCUCUUCUGUAAGUUGUUGGAAAUUGAAAUUAGCUUUUCACCCAAUACCGUUUCGUAAAUAAACAUAUGACAAGGAUGGCUUAUCCCAGCACCCAAAAUGUCCUGGUCCCCAGCUACAAUCCCCAUUGAUGUUUUUCCAGCCCAAACAUAAAGCGUUAGUUUGAAGCAGAACUAAAGCAGACGCAGGUCACGUAGUAAGUUGCUGUCUCUCAGAAGAGUAUUGCAUUCAAACAACUCUAAACUGUGCUAAAAAACAUUUUAAAGGGGCUAACAAGAGCUCAGAAUGGUGUUAAAUAAACCUUUUAAAGGGAUAAACUAAAUUUCGGAAGGGAUUAACAGAAUGUUCACAAGGAUUUAGGAGAAGGAGUUUCAAGAUAGAAACUGUAUUCAGUACAAGGUGGGAGCUGCCUAAUCCAUUGUGGGAGAUGUGGCAGUUGGUGAUGACACCAGGUCAGUUGAUGACUCGUUGCUUGUGCGUGCGAGUGGGUGACAUCAGCAGCCUAGCAUGGGUUAUUUGCAACAAUUCAGCUUUCAGGGGACAGGAGGGUGAGAGCGUGGGGAUAUCUGUAAAAGUGUUUCCUUGAGAAAAGUGGGUUGAUUAUGACACAAUUGAUAUUUUAUAUAAAGAUGGCAUGCCAGAAAUACAUUCUCUCUGUGCCAGCUGUGCGAAAGAGUACAGUAAACUAAUUAUUAUAAAAUGUUAUUUCCUCACAGCUUCUGUAUAGAACAGGCUUCAAAAUUUAUUUAUUUUUUAGAUUACUUUAUUGAACUGCAAUUCUCCACCUCUGGGCAUUUGGCAUUAUUGUCACUAUAAGCAAAAUAAAUAAGAUAAUAAAGAGUUGCGUAUGUGCCCCAUUUUGUUGUCCUGUAUUAAAACUAUUUAGCUUUCAUACAAGCACAAUGUAAUUGUAGGACCAGGUAGAUCGUGUUUGAUGGUGGAGACUGGUCUAUUUAUACAUAACCCACAGUAUGUACUUAUUACUACCAGGCCCCCCUCUUCUCGCUGCUCACAUCAUUUGAAACUUAUUAAAUUGAAAUCUCUAUUCCCUCAAAUAUAUUUAAUAUAACUAGAUAAUCUAUUUCCUUCUACAGCACUGUUCAUGUUUAACAGAAAUGAUCAAAAAGACAAUUACGUUUCAUUUUAAUUUCAUCAAUAUUCCACACAGUAAAACAAGCCCCCAAUUCUUCUCCCUAAUCCUAGUGAUGCUCUUUGGAAGCCUAUUAGAUUGAGGGGGUUUGAAGUUGCUGUCAAAUUCUUUAUUCCUUACAUUGUACCUUUCUUUAUCUUAGCUUCAGGAUGUGUCUCGGUUAAAGACGCUGAAGGACUUAACAUCACUCUUUUUGGUUGAGAAUCCCAUUGCAAAUCUUCCUCACUACCGCUUAUUCACCAUCUUUCACUUGAGAUCUUUGGAUACCUUGGACGGUCACCCCGUAACCAAUCUGGAGAGACAAGAAGCCCAUAACAGAUUUAAUUUAGGUAAUAAGGAGAAUUUCUUUUACGAAGCAUUUGAACAAUAGUGUUUUUUACACAUCACAUGUGCUCGGGUGGUUUUGUUUAACAUUUGUAGUAUUUUACUAUAGUUGACUAUAUCUUUUAUUGUUAACCAUUUGUGGAGGUAAUUUAUCUCCAUGGAAGUAUUGUAGUGACCUCUAUUUCCUUUGGAAGUACUGUAGUGACCUCUAUUUCCUAUGGAAUAGCCUGCUUACGACCAUCAAGCUCUCCCCUAGUCUUUAAUCAUUUAAAAAGUGCCUCAAAACCCAUCUCUUUAGUAAAGCUUAUAGCCUCCCAGAGUAACCUUGAUAUAGAUCCAAAUAAUGAUCUUUGUUGUUGUGACAAAAUGCCUUUUGUCACUGGAUUGUUAGGUGACAAGCUGCCCUUUGCCCCCGGCUGUUGGAGGAGCCUGAUUGCCAGUCUCCUUCCUCAUGACUAUGGCCCUGGGGUGUAGUGACAUUUAAAAAGACUAUUUGGGGCUUAUUGGCUUCUAAAGACCGUUCACUGCUUGACCCUCAACACGGAGCUUUGUCUCGUUCUUGGGGGGAUUUACUGUAUGCUGUUAGAGAUUGAUUGCCAGGAGUGUAAGCCGCUUGGGUGCUUUUUCCUGUUCAGCUGCUAGCAGCUAUUCGGGAGGUUCCAGUUCGUGAGUUUGGAGUGCUACUUGGUAUUCUGUUAGGGAGUUUGGGGUUCUGCAGUAGCUGUGCCUGUGUCUCUGGAAGGGGAAGAUCUACUAAACGGCAGUUUAACCCUUUUAUGCCUGGGGGUGCCGUUACAGUUAUAUUCAGAGGAAGCCCAAAUUGUUAUUACAAGUGCACUUGUAGGAGCGCGAAUUAGACACCAGACACCUGUUGGUAUUCAAAAAAGCCUCUGUCGUUUAUUCGUCAUUUGGGUUUUUAUACAUUAAAAAGUAAGUGCUUACGUGCAAAUACUCAUAGGACAGUAGUAGGAAGGGAGUGAAAGGGUGAAAGUAGUACAGAUAAGACAUAGGGAUGAACAUCAUAUAACAGAUAAGUUCAGAGAAAGAACAGAAUGAUUUGAGAAGAGACAUCUCAGGCAGGGGCUAUCUGCUCCUGGAACUAGACAUAUAUGGUCUUAAGUGUCGUUUUAAGCAUCAAGCAUUUCCUGAGUCCAAGUAAGCCAAUUUUAAUAUAGGAAAUCAUUAUAUGACACCUAUAAGCUUGAGCCUUGGAAUCAAGAUAAAGUCUAUCACAAACUCUACCUCACAUACCUGUCCCUUGCUCUCUCCUAAAGGGCAGAACUCUACUCUCUCCUCCAGCUCUGCUUCACCCCACCUUGUUUGAUUGCUACCUCCUGUCCUGUUGUGUUUUACGCCCCACCUCCUCGUUUGAGCAGGGCCCUCUUCAACCUAUUGUUCUUGUAAUUGUCUCAUUUAUUGUUAAAUCUCCCACUUUGAUAAUAUUGUAAAGCGCUACGGAAUAUGCUGGCGCUAUAUAAAUACCAGUAAUAAUAAUAAUAGUAGAUAUGAAGUAAGAAUCCAAAUUUUGGCUUCCCGUUUGCUUUGUGCUUGUUUGCAGUUAAAAUGUAAAGCUAUCAAUAUUUUUUUUUUCUUUUCUUUAGAAGAGGUAGAAAAGCUGGAGAAAGCCCUAGAAAAAAAGGUUCAUGAGAUCGAUGAACUCCAAAUUCAGAAGGCCACGUUGGAAGAUGAGUUCCAAACCCAGGGUGAGAUCAACAAAAAGAUGAAACAGCAAGCCAUGCAGCAAAAAAAGAGCUAUAAGGACCUUGAGAGAGAGAUGGAAACCAAGAAUGAAAUAGUAAGUGUCUUAGAGUGGCUGUGGUGGGUCAUGCAGUAGAAGAGUCACACACAAUAUAAUGAAUAUGAGUUAGAAUGGAUCUCCUAACCCACAAUAUAAUCUGACUUUGGCAUCCUUUUGAUUAAGGACUGCUUAUGUUCUGUUACCAUAAAUGAUUUCACUUUCAAGGCACUUGCCUUGUGUUUGUGUUUCAUUCUAAUAUUGUACCCCUUUUAGUAAUAGAUUAUACCCUUAAGAUUCACAGCUGUAUAUGUAAUCCCUGUACGCACUAAUAGGACGUCUUUUUACAAGACACUGGCUGUUACUCCAUCUUAAUGCCUUAAAUUCUUGUGAGUCCUCUCCUUGAAUUUCCUAACCCACAAUAUAAUCUGACUUUGGCAUCCUUUUGAUUAAGGACUGCUUAUGUUCUGUUACCAUAAAUUAUUUAACUUUCAAGGCACUUGCCUUGUGUUUCUGUGUUUCAUUUUAAUACCGUACCCCUUUUAGUAAUAGAUUAUACCCUUAAGAUUCACAGCUGUAUAUGUAAUCCCUGUACGCACUAAUAGGAUGUCGUUUUACAAGACAUUGGCUGCUAUGCCAUCUUAAUGCCACAAAUUCUUGUGAGUCCUCUCCUUCCCUUCACUGCAAAUUUCAAUAGGAAUCCGUAUCGGAGGGCACCUCACUGACAUUCACUGAACUAUUCCAGAUUACAAGUUUUUACUUGUUUGGGGUUUUUUUUGUUAUGUGUGCGUGUGUUUUCAAAAAAAAAAAAAAUUAUAUGCAACUGACUAUUUCUUUGUUCUGGCAUUUAUAGCAGCAUUAACACCGUGGAAUCAAAAGUAGGCUGCACUUUGGUUGUGACACUUAACCAUACCUUCCCCCCCCUCCUUCCUUCCUUUCAUGAAUCCUGGGAAUGCACCAAACCGUUAAUGAGUUAUCACUUUUAUAGUAGACAAUUAUAUUGCCAUCCUAAAUGGUGAUGUAGGAAUGACUGCAUCCCACAAACCUGAAUCAACCCCCCUUAUCAACAAGCAACAUGUUUCUUAUAUCAGAAUUAAAGGUGCACUCUAAGCAACAGAACCAUAACAGAUCAAUAUAGGACUUACGUUGCCUUUAGAGACCUGGUGCUGGUUCAAGAUCAACUGGUUUGACAUAAGCUGGGACCUUUCCCAGAGACCAUCCCUCUAUGACUGCGUUGAUGACGCAGAUUUACCACAAUAUGUCUGUUUUUUCGAUUUUGUGCAUUCCUAUUUAACGCAUGGUUUCCUUUUCAUUCAUUAGGUUAGUGACCAUGGUUUAUAUUUCUCACAGUAUCUAUUCACUUAAUCCCUUAAUUUCAAUUUCUUCAAAUUCCUUCUUUUGACAUUUUCUUUCCUCUAUAUGUGUGUUGCUGCAUGUAGAGUCACAUAAAGUCAAGUCACAAGAAUAUUUUGCUCCUUAUCCUCAAUUUAACACAUAUGCAGUGUGUCAUACUUUGUGUAGUAGAAUACUAGUUCUGUGUUUCAUUUUUACAUUUGUGGUUUUAUGUGCAGAUCCAAGUCUACCGACUGUAGGCUACCCAAUGCUUAACACCAUCUCGACAGGUGACUUUAAAGGACUAUCAUGAUUACCAUCUCCUAUUGAGUGACUAAGGCUAUAUCAUUAUAGUGAUUGCACCAAUCAGAAAUCCAAAAGACUUGUUUAUGUAAAAUAAAUAACUGAAAAACUGAUUUAAAAAUGACUUUUAUUCAAACAGACCCUUUUUUCGAAACACUCCACGCUUUUAUUUAUUUAAAUUUAUCAUUUAGCAUUAAGAUUUAAAUAAUAAACUAAAGAAUAACAAACCAGUGAUAUUUUGCCUUUAAAUUCAGCGUUACCAAUAACCAGGCUUACAUAUCGACUCUUUUAACAGCCAGCCAGGAGUGAUGCAAAUCAAUUCUGUUAGGAAGAGGCCUGUCUUUGUUUUGUUGCUCAAUGAGAUCAUGCUUCCUCAGUCUGUACGUGUGAUGUAUGACGGUCACAGAUACAGCUGCAGUUAAAAUUAGAUGUAUUUUAAUUAACACUGCAGGAGAAUGAGUCUUGGCCAUGUCUGCUUAAUGUUAGGAAAGAUGUGCUUGUCAUAUUAAAAAUUGUUCACAUAUUUAUAAUUAGUGUGAUCAUCUUGUGUGAAGUUUGAACUAGAUCUUUUGCUUUAAUGCAUUGAGAGAGAACAUUGAGAACCGGCAAAUCGCUUAUCAUUUAGUUAUUUCACACUCUCUUCUCACUUGUUAUAUGUCACAUUUGGCGUUAUUGAGAGAGCCUAUAUUAUUUACAUGUUAGACUGAUCCCAGCCUUAGCCUAAAAGGCAGUUUAGACCUGAAAUCCUGACAAAUCCUGCACGAGAGGGAUACAGCCAUCCCAAGCAAUCAUGAUGGCCUCUCAGUGGGUUCAGCUGGUACUACUCACACAACACAGAUAUAUAGCGUUUCAGUCUCUUAAUUUACUGAACAGAGAGGCAGCAGCUAAGAUCAUGGAACUGUACACAGUACCAGGAAAGCAUGACUGUGAGCUAUUUCCAAUUGUACAAGUAAGUACUGGGCUGGUUAUUCGCUCUCACUUAGAGUGCAAUCCCACAUUAGAAGGGAUAUUGUGUUAUGAAUUGCUGAAUUUUCUUCUAUUUUAUUCCUAGAUUUGUUAGAGGUUUCAGCUAAACUAUCCAAGGUUCUAGAUUAAAAUUAGCCUCUUUAGGACCGCUGCUGGUCUAUGGCAUCAUUGUCUUGUCUCUAAAGAUCCAGUGAAAUGUAUUAUCCAACUCAUUUAGUGACCGCAGACCUGUGUAGAACUGGCAAUGUUAAAGCGUGGCAUUUCUUUCUGUGCACAAGGGGAUGCAAGGACCAUAUUGUAAUGACAAUAAGCAAUAUAACUGGACCUAAAUAGAGUUUAAGCAUGCAAAACUGAAUAUAAAAGAUAUCUGUAGGAGCAGUUCUCCCAACACGAGUCUGCUGUGUAAUAUGUGGGAUGUGCGUCCACUAAUCUAAAAUGAAGGUAGUGUGUGAACAACUGUGAUACGGUGAUGGUAGAGGGAGAACUUGGACCUUGGUUGCAGACUAUGGGUACAGUUAUUGGCCGUAUUUCAUAUUUGCCAUAUUGUUGUUCAGGCUCACUUUCUUUAUAAAUGUAGUAGCAUUUUAACAGAUCAGAAGCUAUUUUGGACUGCGACUGGCCAGGGGUAGAAAUUGUGUGAGCACACUUAAUUUCCUGCCUGUAGACUGACUGCAUCAUUGGAGAUGUCAUUUACGGUUGGUUGGGACUGCCUGUUGGAAAUUCUAACGUACACAGUAAAUGUGCUAUGCCUCCUACUGACGAAUUUCAUGUGUGCAACCUGUCGAGAAAACUGUAUCCUACAAUUUUGAUUUGUUAUACGGAGUUCAAUACCAUAUGUGAUCACUUAAAUUUACCUUUAAAGCAUUGUUUUUAAUUUAACAUAACCUUCUCUUGAUUGUAGUUUUCUUGGUCCCUUUUUCCUUUCCUUUUUUUUCCUUAUAGCGUUUUUCAUGGUAUUUCUUAGCUCCUUCUUCAGUCGGCCUGUGUUCCUCUCGAAAGGUAUUAGUCUGUCUAAUGUGGAUCCCAUUCCACCCCCAUAUUGGUAGCAUGAUGUGUGCACCUCUGUAAUCCCAUGUUGUGCAUCAUACCCUCUAAUGUGGCUGCAUGAUGGACGACUAUCCCAGCGUAUUGUUUGUAACUGUUUUAUUGUUAUUUUGCAUGGAAUCUCAGCUGCUGUGAAUUUUUGGUUGUCAUCUGUAACCUUUCCUCCCAUCAGCCUUGCAAUGUGCGCCCAGAUGGAGCAAUCCUGCAUGCUUACUGUGAGGUACACUAUAUGGAUACAGGACUGGAUCACAUGAUCAUAGCAGUAACCCAACAAGUCCUAGAAUUGUCUGACUGUGUGUGCUAAAAAAUGAAAAGUGCACCUACUGUUAUUUAGCAAAACGUACAUGGGGCACUUUUGGCUUUGUCUGUACUUUAUUCUAGUAAACCCGCUAUGAGAAGUCAUAUAUAUCUCCAAUGAGGAAACGAACAUGUGCAUUAUAUAUUUCAUUUUUAUUUUUUUUUCCAACCAACUCUCCAACCUGUUUUAAAAUUAAGAUGAUUUGUUCUAUAUUCGAUUAGAAUUGAGGAAUGGCUGUUGAGUUAAAGUGGCACUGUCACGCUGAACCUUUUCCCUAUUGUUUUCUCUUCUUUUGCUCUCUCAGAAUCUGUUCUUCUUUUAUUCCUUUCUCGUCUAGUUUUCUUUAAAACAUAAAAUAAAGUAGGGACUACUUUGUCUUAUGUAUUUUUCCUACACCUGACUUUCUUUGACCAAAGGAGGAGCUUAACCCCUUAAGAACCAAACUUCUGGAAUAAAAGGGAAUCAUGACCUGUCACACAUGUCAUGUGUCCUUAAGGGGUUAAAGGACCACUAUAGGCACCCAGACCACUUCAGCUUAAUGAAGUGGUCUGGGUGCCAGGUCCAUCUAGGAUUAACCCUGCCUGCUGUAAACAUAGCAGUUUCGGAGAAACUGCUAUGUUUACAUUAGGGUUAAUCCAGAGGCGCUUCCGUGCUUCUCACUGUGAUUUUUCACAGUGAGAAGACGCCAGCGUCCAUAGGAAAGCAUUGAGAAUGCUUUUCUAUGGACUGGCUGGAUGCGCGCGCGGCUCUUGCUGCGCAUGCAAAUUCAGCCGAUGAUGACCGAAGGAGGAGGAGAGUCCCCAGCGCCGAGGGAGCCCGGCGCUGGAGAAAGGUGAGUGUUUAACUCCCUUCCUCCCCUUUCAGCACGGCGGGAGUGGGACCCAGAGGGUGGGGGCACCCUCAGGGCACUAUAGUGCCAGAAAAACUAGUUUGUAUUUCUGGCACUAUAGUGGUCCUUUAAGUCGUUUCAUUUCCUGUGUCAGAUGAAAUACUCACCCUUCUUCUUGGCACAUUAAAUGGAGCUGACUUAAGCUCCUCCUUGGGUCAGAGAAAGUCAGGCGUAGGAAAAAUACAUAAGACAAAUAGUCCCUAUCUUGUCUUAUAUUUUAAAGAAAACUAGAUCAGAAAUGAAGAAAAGAAUAGACUCUGAGAGACGAAGAGAAGAGGAAACAAUAGGAAAAAGGUAAGUUUGGCAAGACCGUGUCGCUUUUAAUGCACAUCCAUUAGGUACCCUCUAGAAUGCAAGCUAGAUUGAGCAGGGCCAUCAACACAUUCCUUUCCUGUGCGUCCAACUCGUUUUGUUACAAGUACAUUUCUGUUAGUCCACCUAUUAUAUAGCGCUACAGAAUUUGUUGGCACAUUAUAAAUAAUAAUAAUUAUGUUGAAUUUCACCACUUUAAAGAUUUAAAAGCACAAUGCAAAAAUAAAAUAAAGUUCUCUACUUUAAAGAAUAUUAACAUACUUAGAUUAGACAGUUCAUAUAAAUAGAAAUGGUUAGGCCGUCCGGAACAGAGUCCCAAGCUGCCUGAGUCACGUCUCUGGCACAGAAUGACCGAUCUAUCUGUGAAGUUGAGCCCCAAAACAAUACCCUAAAAGCCAGAGACCUGAUUCUACAUUAGAUUUGUGUUCAUGCAAGCUAGAAAUGCUCUAUUUUUGUAUAUCUUUAUUGUCCCUUCAAUAUUUCUAUUGGCAUGAACUGCUUUCUUGAAAUAAUGUUUUUGAAAUUUUUGUCGCUUUCAGUGUUGGUUCUGGUUUUUAAAAACCCUAAAGAAAACUAACUUGUUUUUUUUUUAAAUACAUCUUUAGAUGAACGCAUUGAAAUGGGCUUUUGAUUCGCUCUUUGCAUUAUUCUAUCAAAUCAUAUGUAACUGAGCUGGGUGGAAGGGCAAAUCUUGUAUUAUUAUUUUUUUCUUAGCUUUAUUAAAACAUCACACCUUAAUUGCAAGUCAGCACUGUGUAAGGUAACAGUGAUUCUUACACAAGUUUUUAUUUGCUGACUGUUUGAUUUCCUCUGCUUAACCCAAAGUACAUGUAUCCAGGCAUGAAAUAGCUCAUUUCCUCUAAGCUGGGAUAGACCCACACACGCAUACUAUCUCUCAAUUGCUGAAUAUCAUGGCUCCGUGACUGCCUGUGCUGUUCAAACAAUAUAUAGAUCCAUGUGGGGAAAAAAUAAUAAUUAAAUCUACUAAUGUCCUUAAUAACCAGUUUAGCAAUCUUUCUAUUUUGCUUCUCAUGCUUUACAGUAAUUGUUUGUGUUCAGUGUCUAGACUGUCCUACAGAAGUCAUUAAAUAUUAACAAUUAACGUACCAAAGAGCACACUGUCAACAUUAUUCUUAAAGCCCCAGUCAGUCUAUCUUUCUGUAAGUUAAAGGAACAGUAAAUGCUAACUCUUUAAUGAAUGCAUGGAACAAAAUCUGUGAUUUUUUACCCGCAGGGUAUUCGUUAAUGUCAGAUUUAAAAAACCCAAAAAACAAUAACGACGAUAAUAAUAACAAAUAACAGAUAAAUUCCAUCACCUUUUACACGCUGCCAUGCCAUGAAUAUUCACAGGAUCCAGUCCUUUGGUUCAAUGAUUUUCACACAAAUAAUCAUAAAAAUUAGUUUUAUUGCCCCUCUGUGCCUUGAUCAAUCCCUUAGACAUGUAGCAUGUGCUCGAGUCCUCUUGACUUUCACUAGCCACAGGUGACAGCGGGGAGUCCCAGAUAUCGAUUGAUAACUGGGUUCCUUGUUUCCAGUACGGAUUUAGCCCUGCUCGCACCAAAACUACAUCAUGUUUCAUGCCGUCCUUACUUCUUUAUACCCUUCUCUUUUCUGUAUGGCUUGAACGUCCUAACACCCUUAAGAUGUUAAAUAAGUUCCUGGCCAAACACUCCAUAACUCUGUUUUUAUUCCUACCUAUGUAUUAAUGAGCUGUAUUGUUACUGUAUAUGGUCAAUUGUGUUGGUGUUGUUUACAGCAAUGUUUCCAUUCCUAUAUGUUUGUGUGUUUUGAUAUGUUGGCCCAUUGAGUGCCGGGAGAUAAGCACAAGGAUUUUCUUGUGAUGCAUGAAACUCUUUUGGCUUUCAGGGGGGUUACAUGUUUUUGACGCUUGUAUACAAAAUUAACAGAACAUCCUUUUUUCAAUGUAAUAAUCAGUACUUUUAAUUUAACAACUUUUUAGCUGAAGCAGAAGACCUUAGAGCUAACGCGUGCAUGCCAAAAGCAGUACGAGCUAGAGCAGGAACUGGCGUUCUACAAAAUCGAUGCCAAAUUCGAACCGAUGGGAUACAUGUCUCCAGAGGUAAUUCUACAUAAAAUGGGCACAUAAUUACUCUUAUCGUGUAAAAAAAAAAAAAAAAAAAAAGGAUAUGCUAUGUAUUUUUAAUCUUUAUCAUUUGAUUUUGAAAGGGAUAGCAACCUUCCCCCUAAAGUGUUUCCAUGAGACUUUGUUAAUGGCAACAGAAGGAACCCUGCCAUUUGGCUUUUCACCUAUUUUCGUAUAUUAUUUUUAAAUGUUCUGUAGCAUUUCUGAUUUCCUCCAUAGUCCAUGAUGCAAUAGUCAAAUUUUGUUUCCUUGUGUAAAAUUGAAGAGCAAAAAUGUCAGCUUGCUACAUAACUACGUAAAUGUCUCUGUGUACUCUCAGUCAGAUGUAGACUACCUUUUUAUCUACAAACUUGUGUUGGGGUGGUACGUAAAUAUUAAUCUGUGAAAUGUUUUUGUGUGUUUUGUUUUGUUUUUUUAAUUUAUAGAACGUUGAGGUUGAAGAAGCCCCAGGAGAAAGUCCUUACAUCGGAAAAGCCAGAUACAAAAGGAAUCUGUAUGCUCAAGAAGGCUUUAUUGCAAACGCCGCACAGCCCCUCCACGUCGGGAAGCUUGAAAUGGAUGGUGACGAUCAAAUUAGAAAUAAACAGAUCUCUGCCAGAAUUCACACAACUCUCGAUAUAGACUUAGAGGAUAAAGAGAAAAAUAUACAAGCGGGUAUUUAAAAUGAAAAAAACCUCUGGUUACAUAUUUAUAUAUUUGUUAUUACAGGGACUCUCCAUGUCCUGAAACAGAGAUGUUAUGUUGCCAGAUCACCUGUCAUUGUGUUCCUGCACAUUAGACCCUUAGCGACCUGCAAAACUCUCUGCACGUAGAAGCCCACCACCUCAUAGACAAUGGUCACGAGAGGAGGCUUAUGAUUGCCCUACCCUUCUACGUCCUUGUACUAGAGCUCUCAUUAUUAUAAUAUUAUACUGGUCCCUUCCUGCUCCACAGCUUCUUGUGAAGAAGCUGCUAUAUUUGCAUGUGCCGUCACGCAGUAAUGUGUACCUCCAUUAACAAACAAACAAAAAUCAUUAUCUAUACAUUUAAAGGUCACUCUAAGCAUCAUGUCAACUUUACAUUAUUGUUUUAGUGCAACGUAUCCUUUGCAUACUGAGGACCAAAUUUACAAUUCAUGCUGUUCCAAUGUCAGUUUUCUUAAUGCCAACCCACCUCUCCCCAACCCUUUGGAUAUAUAAAUUUUAUAUAUAGUUUUGUUGUAUGUGAUUGAAUGGUUGCAACUAGUUUAGGGUAUCCGAAUGUGUUAAUGUGACUAUUUUGAAGUAUAAUUGGAUGCCGACUAUAACUAGGUGGGUGGUUAGAUAAGUGGGACAACAGAGGCAAACGUUGGACAGGGCUGGAAGAGGGGUUGAUAUGUGUCCGUUUGGUAGGGAUAGGUUAAUAGGUGUUGUAGUGUGUGUUUGUGGGAGGAAUGUUGAGGGCUAUGAUGUGCGUUGGACUGGUGGUAGGGAUGUUAUAACAAAUAACUGCAGUUAUAAGCCGCUGCCAAGGCCAUGGACUCAGGAUAUUAUGGUUGUAGGGGGGGACCAAAGAUCUUUCUUAAUGAAAAAGAACAUUUUGAUGGCAAGGGGGCCCAGAAAACUUGUAGUCUGCACCUCCAGACCACAUAUAUUGUUUCUGCGAGUCUUGCCGUGGUUUACCAUUGCAAUACACUUUCAGAAGGAGUGUAUUUUACCAAAAACGAAUGUAUCCGCCUCCCUCUCCUUACCUUGUGCCAAGGUGAGUGGAAUACUGACUCCAGGUUGUACACUGGGUGCUUCAUCUGGUCUGCACCUCUUGUGGAUGCAGGCCACUCGCAUUACUCGUUUUUGGCAGUGUAUUGCAAUGGUAACCCGCGGCAAGGCUCGCAGAAGCAACAUAUGUGGUCUGGAGGUGCAGACUACAAGUUUUAUGGGCCCCCUUGCCAUCAUCUUUGAUCUCCCCACUGACCAUAAUGCUGUAAAUCCAUGGCCUUGGCAGCCUUGUGGGAAAUCUGUCCUUGGGCAGAGUGACUUAUAACUGCAGUUAUUUGUUAUAGUACAGCAGUGUCAAAAAGGCACCCGAAAUUCUCAGGUCUCGACUGCCCAGAGAGAGAUUCCAGUCACAGCCAUGUCCAAUCAGGGUUAGUAAUUCUGCAGACUGCUGCACACAGGAUGAUUCACAAGAUCCAUAAAUCCCAGUUCUUUAUUUUUGUAUGCUUUUAUAUUACAAAGGACCCACUCUAGCCUGCCACAGCAUUUCAUAUUGUAUUUAAAUUAAAAAAUAAAAUGCUACUUUUGUAUCAAAGAAAAGAUUAAGUAGAUAAGUGAGUGCUAAAAUACGAGCAUUAUGUCUAAAUAUUGUCUGCUAUGAAUGUUGAAAUGGAAUAAAAAUUGCAUAUGUCGUGGACUUAUUAAAAGGGUAAAGGUGAAGGAGUGCAUGCAAGCCAGCGUUUGUAACAUGUGCACCCUUGUGGCUGCAUAUGGAACUGCAGGUAAAACAAUUUACUGAAUUCUACUCCAGACCCCAAAUACGCCUGUCAUAGCAGGGUCUUGCUCACUGCUCUAGAUGGCAAACCAACAGUCUAUUUAUUUUUUAUUGAAGCAAGCAGCUUCUGUCUACGUUAAUUGCAAGACAAUAACUUUAUUGGUUUAUUCAUUAGUGACCUCAAAAGCUUAAAGGAACACUCAAAGCACCAUAACUACUACAGAACACUGUAGUGGUUAUAGUGCCAGAAGUGGCCCGGUUCCCCUUCUCUCCAAGGUAAAUUGUCAAACCAUUUUAAAAUGGUAUAACUUCUUACCUGGGGUCAAUUCUCAGCUGGAAGCUCUGUGUUCUGAGCUAAGUUUGGUGGUGCUGGGCUUAGCUCAUUGCAGCAUGUUCCCUCUGUGGGGGAGGAAGGGGGAAGGUGAACAUAAGCAAUAUUUAUUUGCUGUGAGGUUAUUACAAACUAGUGGUCGAGGGGGAGGAUUGGGGUUUUUUUUUUUUUUUCUACUUCAAAUCUGACCUCUAGCCCACUGAAACUCUUAUACUUAGCAGUAAAUUCUGCAGUUGUCCCUGAAGUUCAGACUGUUGAUUAACUGAAGAUGUUUGACUUAUUUGUUAUGCUAAUGUGAAAAUCUGUGCUCAUGUUUCCAUGUAUUCUUUUGACAGCGCAAACAAGAUUGUCAGAACUACACCAACAAAUAGUAAGAGCAGAAGAACAGAUUUUAAAGGCAACCGAAGAUCUAAAAGAUUUGGAAGAUGCUGUUGCUAAGAAAAAGGUAGGUUUUAACCCAGAUGCAAACUCCCCUGCGCAGUUGGACUAAUGCAGCAAGGCAUGCUGGAUUGUAACUGGACAUGAAAACAUGGGAGUAAUCUCAUUCUAGGCACCAUGGACAUAUUCAUGAAAGUAAUGAUCAGACUGGACCCACGGAAAAGUCAUGUUUAUGAAAUGCUGUAAAGACAAAUUGUUUGUUUUCCUCCUGUAGAUUUCAGAGGCAGAAAAGGAAAAACUUCGGCAACAAUUAGGAAGCAAAAUCCAGCUGUUAAAUGAUCUGCGCCAGGAAGCCCAGGAGUUAGAAAACCAGAUGGACUGGCAGAGGGAAGAAAUUAGGAAGAAGCAGAAGGAAAUCGAAGACCUGCAAAGAAAACUGGACUCUCUCAAUCCCCAGGAUCCACAACAUGUAAGUGUUUUAGAAACCGAUUGACAUUGAUCGCUUAUUGGGUUGUAACUGUAUGCAAAGGGAAUUUCCGCCUUGAACCUCAGCGUUCAAACUUCCAUUUUUCCCUUUCUAUAAAUGUUUUUUUUAUUUAUUUAUUUGUAUCAAUCUUCAGAUUUAAGGUUGUGUUGAAACAGUCUUACAGUAAAGAUACUCCAAGCAUCAUAUCUGCUUUUUGCCAUGGGAUGGCUGGCAGCAAUUAGCCUAGGUUAGCCAACGAUUGGCCUUUUUGUGCGCAAAACUCACUGCUACUUACAGUGGUACAUGUUAGGAAUAUCACUAGCACUGUUUUAUCUCAUCCUGCUGCCACUUGUAAAUAUUCUGGUUAAUUCAUACACAUGUAUCACUUUUUGGUCAAUCACAAAUACUGCAUUUUCCUGGAAAUUACCCCAGUGUGCCAGUUUAGGAUGAAGAGCAUUGCGAUUGGGCAAUACCAGUCCAAGUACAAACCUUCAUUGCUCUGGGUUGUGCAAGGCCCUGCACAAUUCUUACCUUGUGCCUCACUCCGCAGUAACGACCUCCCAAAACAUUCAAUCAGCAGAAUAUGGGGCUGCGUGGCUGCAUUGAGAAUACAUAAUGAUUUUACAUUAAUCCAUAUAAUGUGAGAAUAUAAGGUCACGUGGGAGAAAAAGAUAAACUCCAUAUGCGGGAUUUAUUCACUAAACACCACAGUGUAGUGAAUUGAAAACUAAUUUAGGCAAAAUAACAAAGUUGUGACUAUAGCCGAAAACAGGGAUCAAGAUUUCAAGUCCUACACUGCGGUUUACCAUUACCCACACUAACAAGGGCUAAAUAUCUACUCACCAAUGACUGUUAGAGAUUGUAUUUUCAAGGUCUGACUGAGGUUUUAUUUUGAAACUGCCUACAUAUUACAAUUCUGUUUAGUUCACUAUAUAUCCGGUUUUGUUUUAAUUGGAGUGCAGCAGUGUGCACCUUUUUACAUUAUUGAUCACUUUGUUUUUAAUUGUUCAAUGCCUCUAACUGUUAAAACCACAGUAAUAUUGAUGUAACCACUAAACUGGGCUUGGUCAACAAUUGAGAAGGGAAAUUUCAAAUUUUGAGCAAAAUAGUUAAUCCGGGAAAGUGGGUUCUUGAAUCUUUUGGACACGAACAAUACUAAAAUGAUUUUCUGAAUACAUUUCUGAUACAUGGUGAAUGUAAUAGUGAGCUCGUCUUUCUUCAAUUAAAUGGAAAUCAUGUCCGUGCUCGAGUUUAAAAACCUGUAUAUUUUAUGCAAGGAUAUUAUGAAAAUGUGUUUUUAAUGCAAUAGUCAUUGUGUUCUUUAUAUGAGGUCAGAGCAGUACAUGCACACAGGGUACCAAAGUUGAAUUGCUCAAUAUUCAUUGUUGACAUGUUGCAUAGUUCGGUCCAGCCACAUACAAAAUACAGGAAGAUAUGUACCAGAAAUUCACACAUUCCUUGCCUUACCCAAAGUGCCAAAGCCCGGUUGGUUUAAUCUUUUUUUCUUUACCCAAGGAAGGGAGUCACAAGUGCUGAAUUGUAUCCAUCCGUUUGCCUUCUUCUUAUAACCCUGAAUGUUUAUUUUUAAUUAAAGAUUUAUUUUGGCUUUCUAUCCUUUCUAAUGCUUACCAUGAUACACAUUCCAUUAGUAAUGUCUGUCUCUGUGUAUAGAGAAUGCACCCUCUUCUCUCCUGGGUGUCCGAGCAUAGCUUGACUACCUCUCCCUAUAAUGUUUAGUUCCUUCUUACUGUAAUCCUCCAACUGUCUUCCUGUACUCUUGGACUUCUAACUACUUGUAUGAUGUGUCUGCUCAUUGUGCAUCUAUUCUGUCAUCGGAAUGCAACUCUGUAGUCUAUAUUAUCAAUUAGCCCAGUGGACCACCCAAUAAACCAGGUCAUAUAUAUUUUAUGUUUUACGUGUUGCUUUCUGAAGAAUGGGAGUAUGCAUUACUGUCAUAGAUCUAGUUUAGAUAGCUACUUGGACACCCUCCUCUAUCCCCAUGAGAAGAUUCUCUAAAGAGUCCCAUGUAAGUUGCCACAGAGUCUUAUUAGAAUAUAUUAUAUACAAUUAUUUAAAAAAAUAUAUAUAUAUAUUUUUUUUUUUUAAAUUAAACUGCUGAGAAUACAUGUUGUGUCCCUUAGUAUGUAUAAUUAAAGUGCCAUGUUCACCUUUUCUUUAGCAGUUCCUCUUUUGCUCACCCUAUUAAACACUGUUGAAGAAUGUACUGGGGGCGGGGGGUGGCAGCACUUGUGCAAGUUCGAAGUGAUCUUUGCCCGCCUGCCAACCUGUUCUCCUCGCCUAGAAUGUAUUUCCCACAAUUCCCUCCUUUAGCGCUCCUGCUUACUGUCAGCACACAUGGGGCAUUUUACUCUCAUAAUAGAUGAUUAGAGAAGAAAAAAGUGUGUUUACUUUUUUUCUUGUCAAUAUAUUUUAUUUAUUGAUGCCUCCCUCAAUUAUUUUAGUUCAAUGCUUACAUGGUGUACAAAUUUGCCCUUUAUUUUUGAUAGGAAAUGUGCCUUUAAUUAAUUUCCAUUAAGAACAGCACACAGGUAUUCAGCACAAGUAGUCUGUAAAAGUUGUUGCAAAAUCCUGUAAGUCUAAUGCAUACUAUAAUAAAUAAGUAUAAACUGUUCAUAUGACUGCAUGGAUAACUAGCCACGUGUGGGCGAUCAUGGGUGCACUGGCAGUGUAGAAUAGACCGAGGAAGUGGUUUGUUUAUAUACAAAGAGGUCCAGGGUCGGUGAUCAGGUUGGAUAGGUUUGAGGUCAGGUAUUAAUUAGCUUGAUAUUUUUAGAGCACUUACAGAUUCUGUAGCUCUUUACUAAUAAAACAAAACAGGUGCUUAAAAAAAGCAUACAUCAUAGAACAAGAGUGGCCAGAACUACAGCUCCUGUGAUGCUUUGCCAGAAUUACAGAUGGUAUCAUUUGGCCACCCUAGAACUAGAGGAAGUAUAGUGGAGGUAAAGUGGAGUAUAACCAUAGGGGAAGAUAUUCUUACUAUUUCUGAAGUCAUCAGACACUAACUACAGCCAAAAUCCCAUUGUGUAGUAUGGGGAAAUAGUGCCACAACAAGAUGAAUUGGGAUUGGGUAUUUUUAUUUAUUGCUUGUGGUUUUUUUUUGUGGUUUUUUAUAUAUAUAUUAUUACUCUUAAAAAGCAUCUUCACUUUAUUAGUCCUCUACCUUCCUGAUAUUGACAUGCCGGGAUAGGAGAUGGAUAGAAACAGGAUGAUUCUCUCGUCCUACCAGCUCCUCUCCAUACUGAACAUUAUUGGGAGAGGGCCAAAUUAAAAUAGCAGCUAUUCUUCAGGAGUAUAACUCCCACUGCUGUCGACCAGGUCAGGAAUGAUUUAUCCCGGCUCGGUUUUGAGAUAAGGGGACCAACACAAUAGAGUGAAACUGUUCUUUACAAAAACUAAUGCACCAACCAUGCAGUAAAAAGCCUGAUGGAACUUCUUGUGAAAAAAAAGCUUGGUCUAUCUUAUUGCGCUUACAUGUGCUUUAGCCAGUAAGGAAUAAUUUAUGCCACCAUCAAAAAAACGGGAAUAGAUAUGCUCACGGAAAAUGAAUGUGGGUGUGUAAAAAAAAAAAAAAAUUACCCUGGAUUUUAUUUAUUUACAUGAAUUUAGCAAGCGUGCUUAAAUAAUUCUGUUUUGUAAAAUAAAUACAUGUAUAUGAAGUUAUGACAUUUCUGAACAUCUUUUUUGUUCAAUCAAUUACAACUAGUGCUAAAUGCAAAAAAUAGUCCCAUUUAAUUUUUUUUAAUGCCCCUUUUUAUUUCAUGUCUUGUGUAGUGUUACAUCAUAUUGUUUACCAACACAGAGGAAAUUAGAUCUAAAGUCAUCUCCUCCCUGACUAAUGAGAUCUUCUGGGACCAACUAGUGUAAACAGCACAAGGGAACAAUUAUACCAAACUAUUCCAUACACAAUGCAUUACAUUGUAACAUAAAUAAUUCAUUUUUUUUUUCACACAGUUUUAUUUUGUUGUUUAGCUAUAAUUACUCAAAUCUGUCUCAGCAGCCAGGGGUUCUGCCUAGCUGCUGCAUUGUUGCUACAUGUUGCAAUAAAGAGAAGUUGUCUUGUUAGAAGAUAGACUUGUCUGUCUCACAGAGGAGAUCUGGCAGUUACAAAGCCUGCGUUUGGUUGGUCGGAUUGCUCUGCUUCCUGUGUUGUGAUUUCAAACCUUCAAGGGAGUUGAGCAAGGGGGAACAGAGCUCUGAUACAGCCCAGCUUCCUCUGCCUACGAACGCUGACAAAGAGAGGGCUUUCUUGCAGCCAGGGUGCUUGCUGCUUCCCAACCGGCCAUUUCACAAUGAGCUGAACGUUUCACAGAUGGCUCUGCAAUGUAAAGAAUCCAAAAUGAGGAAACGCUUAACUUUUCCGACCUCUUACUAAAAGUAUCAUUUUUAUAUUUUCCACUACAAGUUAAAUCAUGAGGGUGGGGUUUCUCCCAUGUCUGCUGAAGCCAACAAUGUUGUAAGUUUUUUAUUUUUUUGUUUUUUUUAUUUUUUAUUUUGCUGCUCUGCCACGUUUUAUAUUUAUUGUGUGUCUUGCUGUGCUUAACUUUGUAUUAUUGGGGACUAAAAGAUUUAGGACAGGUACUUUUUCUAACAGACGUGAAUUGAGGUGCAGUGAUGACUUUUUGUUUAUUAAAAAAAUGAUCUAGCCGUUUUGCUUGUUUUGUAAUAUUGUAAUUGCAUCUGUAAAGUAUAUAAAUAAAAUAUGUGUAAAUACAUAUACUGUGUAUUUAUAGACUUGCGGUUAUGGUGGAGGAAGAUUGGUGCCAUUUGUCAGUUUGUUGAUACCAAACCUUUAAGCUUGCUUACAGCCUCUUUAACCCAUUUAACCUUUUAAUCCCUGUUGUUGUACGUGGUGUCAUAGUGCUGCAAAGUCAAUCAAUUCUGUUUCCCUUUCUUUUAGUUGUCCGCAUCCUGUCCCCUCUGAGCACAGCAGAGGCAUUAAUCACAAUGUCACACUGACACUUCUGUAGAUGCAUUGCACCUGCUCUGCGCAUAGGACAUAGGUGGCAUAUUUCUAGUGUGUGCAACAGUGUGACGUGUUUAAGUGACAUUCUCAAACUCUGCAUGUAAAGUGCAUAAUUGUAUAAAAGACACAGUGGCACUCUAUACAGCAUAACAUUUUGAGCCUUGUAGCGUCUGCCAUAUUGCCAGCAAAUGUAACGAUAACAUGUCGUAUUUGCUUUCAAGAUUCGUUUAUGCACAGUUGACUCCAGAAUAGUGAUAUUGGCUGUGAGCAUGGUGACCUCAGAGGGUAUUUGUGCAUGCCAUCUCACAUUGCCCAACUUGCAGCAAGUGCCACGGAUUGUGCAGUGCCACACUGCAUUUUAUGACGUACUUGAAUCUGACCUUGUCAUCCACACAUUUGAGAGCAACAGGUUCACUUUAAAAGCAGCAAGCCUGUAAGAUGGGAAAAUUUCUACCAUUUGGUACAGAAUCCGACACGAGCCUUGUGCUUCUUUAUAUAUGGGAUUUCCUUAAAUCAAUGCAGAACAUCUUUGCUCAUCUAAUGAAUGCCUGGCUGUAGACACAGCAUUAACACGUUUUAUUUGUAGCCUUAGCCACAUGACAAAGCCAGUAGCACAAAGCAACUAACCAACUAUGGCUAGGCAUUUAGUUAAUCUGUCUUGAAUUUAAAAACAAGGGGCAGAACAUUUGGAUCAAACUAUAUAGCGUACCAAUGCUGUGUGAUAAUUUAGUGUAUUCUGUCAGGUGUUCUAGGAGUGUCAUGGCAACAAAAUAGUUUUUAGGCGUUUUUGUGUAUUAUUCAUAUUCUUUUACUCUGUUCCUUUCCCCGGGCCCUUUAAACAGUGUAAACACAAGCAUCUGGCUUUCUGCUCAUUCUACCUGAUCCAUUUUAUUGACUUGUCUUUCGUAUGAUUAAUAAUUAACAUCUUCUUAACUGUGGUACUGAGAUGUUAUUACUGCCGCAAAUAUCAGAUAAAUACAUUUCCUGGGUGAAUAUCAUUUUAUUUUCUUCCCUCUUAUUCGACUAACUAACUAUUUUUCAGGAUUUUUUUUUUUUCCUUUUAAUUAUUAAAGCAUAUCCUUUCUGUUUCCCAGUCCCAUGUGAAGGCCCAGAAGGCCGGCAAAGAACAGCAGCUGGACAUGAUGACCCAGCAGUACCAGAAGCUUGAAGGUCGUCUGGACGAGAUGCUUUCCAGAAUAGCCAAAGAAACGGAAGAGAUUAAAGAUCUGGAGCAGCAGCUCACUGAGGGUAGGUAGAACUGGCUGCUUGUUUGGCAGAUGGUAAUGGUCUUGAAAACUGUACAAGAACCACAAUUAUACAGCGUGACAUUUCUAUGGGUAACCCACAAGCAUUGGCACUCACAUGGAACAUUGCCAAAGCCCUUUAAAAGCUGACACAGUACUUAGGAAGUGCUUGGCACAGCUCACAAAUGUAAAUAAAGUUAAAUAUAGAAUGUAUUAAACACACAUAAAUAAAGAAUAUUCUAUGUGUAUCUGUGACGUGGCUGGGCAUAUUUUUGGCAAAUGAUUCUCAGCCGUUUGGAUGUCUGUAACAGGCGACUCGACUUAAUCUUCAGGUGUACAGUUAACUUUGUGACCCAUUCUGCAAGUCAAGCGUCUUGGUACCUAAUAAAUAAAAUAGUUUGUACAUCAAUACAGGUGACUGUGACAAAUAGUCCUGGCUCCUGGCAAUGUAAGGUUUCUGUGAACACUGGCAAAUACAUAAAAUCGUCACGAGUGGCUUUUAAAUUGGGUUAGCAUUUUGGAAGAUCCCUGAGUUACAUUUUUAAUGGUAGCUUUUGUUACUAAUUUAUAAACUGUACAUAAACACUCCAUUAACCCCUUUAUGAUUUCUCGAGGUCCUACGUUUACCUGCGCCAUGUUUACGUAGGUGGGCUGGAGACCUUAUAGUUUCCUUUAUUUUAGCCUUAAUUGUCAAUCCUGCUUUUAUAGAGGAUCAAACUCAGCAGCCAAUGAAUAUCCUUAUCCAAUGAAGGCCUAGCUACCCAAAGGCUGCCGCCGCAGAUGUUGUCAUUUGAAAAAUUGGGAGUAGACUUUGUUCCUAACACACCGUUUCCUGUACAGGAAAAUACAUGCUUGUGUGACGUUUUACGUGGGGGAUCUUAAAAUGAAAUUUCCUCUCACGCAUUUUAUGAGACAGCCAAGACAGUUUGUUUAAAGGUAAACUCACAUCCCAGGAUUUUUUUCAUCAUAUGUUUCCCAAUUCCUAUGUUUAACAAAUAUAUAUUUUUAAAAUCUGAAAAAUGAAAUUAAAUGUAGAAACUCUUUAACUCCUGUAACAGGGCGCUUCCAUUUUAGCUCUCUAUUAAUCAUUGUUAUAAACUCCAGCAGUCAGCGCAGGGAAAGUAUACCGAGAAAUGGAGAAGUUAGACAAUGUUUAUAGUGUUUCUCUGCAUUUGCAGUGUUUGCCCUGACUUUACUUUGUCUGAACAGGUCUAUGAUGUCAUUUGCUAAAUCUUUAACUUAAAUGUAAACGAACACCGAGCAUCCCAAAAAGGUUACCAGCAGUUCUGAGAUUUGCAAUGUAUUUAUUUAGUGGGGUAAAUUUCAGAGAAGUGACAGAUCCCCUUUAGUCAAUUCACCCAAAUACGAUUACACCUAAACAGCUUUCUCUAUAGACUGUAAGCUUUUCCAGUGAGACUGAUGACUGCUUCUCUCAGUUUGAUCUAAUGCAGUGAGAGGUGAUCUUGGACACUGCAUUUGCCGUGAAUGAUUACCAUGUCUCUCAGGCAGCCGUCUGCUGUAUAAAGAGCAAUUCAGGGAUAAAUUUCUAAAAGUUUAUCAAUCAGCAGGAACAUUCCCGUUUCCAUGGCAAUUGCCGAUUUCUAAAGCUGCGCCACAGAAUCAUCUUUUUUACAUGUCCUCCAUUCAUCCAAACUUUCUUUUUUCAGCCCUUCUAUAACAAAAUAAAGAAUAAAAAAUUUGCUGUGGUUUCUUUAGAAACCUCUCCCUGGCUACCCUCUGAAAUUCUGACAUUAAUGCCUGGUUUGCACUUAUCGUAUAUAAACGCUAUGUUAUUAUUUCAAAUAUUAUAGAGAACACUUACGAUCAUCCAGCCAGUGGGCUUUGAAAUAUAAUAUAUGGAAUUCUACUGCCCUCCCAAGCGUAUAUCGGGGGAAAUUCUGUAAUCUUCAUCAAAACAAAACGGCCUCCCCCAACUCCCUCAAACUACUCACAACACUUUCGAUUCCAGCUGAUCACAUGGUAUCUGUCCUCCCUGAGCCCUUUCCAGUCUGCCCCAUCCAGAAAAAAAAUUAAACUCUCAAGAAGUUAAAAGGAAAUGUGCAUGUUGGAGAUUAUGCAGAGAGUUUCUAAAAAUACUUCUCUGUAUCUAUUCAACAACAGAUUUCAGUCACCACCGAGACACGCACAAUGCAGAACAUCAUGGAAUCUGCACUUUAAAUAGUGGUGACAACGCAUUUAAAUACAGAAAUUUGGGGUGGCUAAAAUGUUCCAUGUCCAAGCUAAAAGGGGAAACAUAAUAAUUAACAUUUUAUAUAGCACCGACUUAUUCUGCAGUGCUUUACAAUAUUAUACACAAGACAACCUUUUACAGAUUUGACAGGAAUAAUAGGUUGAUAAGGACCUUGCUCAAACAAGCUUACUAUCAGGAGGUAGUGGGGUGUGUAGGGGAUAGGAUCCAAAUGACAUUGUGGGAAAGUAGCAGAACUGGAAGGUGAGAAUAAAGUGGAGUGGGAUCCACUAAUUAAGCUGAGAGGCAGCCAUCUAAAGUAAUAUGUUAAUUUUCUCCCCCUAAAGUAUCGCUGUUGCAACAGCUGUGAAAUUGCAAACCAGAAAUAUGGGUUUUUGGUGCCAUCAGUUUUUAUAACUUAUCUACUGUUUUCCAGAGUUUAUUUAAAUAUCCCCAUUAUAUCUGGAAUACUAACCGGACCCCCAGGUUGCAGCGUUUUUGGGUCGCAGUGGUCUCUUUUCAUGUACGUUUGUUUAACCUCGGUUGGUUGAAUGUUAACAAAUCUCAUUCUUCGUGUACUAUCAGGUCAGAUCGCAGCUAAUGAAGCCCUAAAGAGGGAUCUAGAAGGCAUAAUAGCUGGACUGCAGGACUAUCUAGAAAGUGUUAAAGGCCAGGCCAAGCAAGCUCACGAGGAUUGUCGUGAACUUCAGUCUGAAAGAGAGGGUUUACUUCAACGGCUGUCAGAACUGGAGGAAGAAAACAAGCAACUGGAGAUUGUGGCAAUGGAUGCUGAAAACAUGAGACAGGUAAUCCUCUGAUGUUGAGUCUUGCUGAAGAAGUGGUUGGUUAUAAACCAACUUUAUGGAAAAGGCAACUUUAUUAAGAUGGUAAUUGGUAAGGUCUUAAGACUAGUGUUACUGAAUCCAAAUAUACAAAGGGUGGUUUACUGAACCUUGAAUUUAACAAGAAAUUGCAAAUUAUAUUCCAGAAUAGCUAAGAUGGUAAUUCAAUGAGUUGUCGAGUGUUUUUCCAACUCAUCUAGUUUAACCUAAAACUUUUAGAUUUCCUCUGUCUUCCAGACAUUUCCAAGGUUAGUGGAUAACUCAGUGUUGCAUAAGUUUUUUUUCUUGAAGAGCUGGUAUCAUGAAAAAUAUAAAAUAUUUAUUCCCUGAAGGUCUUUGACAAAGAUGGUGCCAGAUCCACUAUUGAUAGUCAAAUAAACAGUUGAACUUGGCUUUAUAUUAUUUGUAGACAAUAUAGGUCUAGACCAGGCUCACUAAACAGCCAUCCCUAAUGCACAUAGGUUGCCUGCUUUACUUAUUAAUGUGAUUAUUAGUAAAUCUUAAAAUAUCUGAAAAGUUACAAUGCAGAGUGGUGAAAAUCAAAUCAAAUCUCUUUGAAAAGACCUGUUCAAAUUAGGGCAUUGUGUUGUCGUGACCUUUGUCGCUCUGUGAAUAUGUCUUUGGAUAGGCUAAUUGAUAUUGCUGGUUUGCCAAUACAGGAAAUUUCUGAUCUGGAGCGCAGCCUUCAAGAACAACACAAACUCAACGAAUCUCUUCGUCAAGCUCAGGGAGACCUCAGUGAGUACGAAGCAGAGCUUGAAGACCAGCUGAAGGUUCGAGAUGCAGAGGCCAACCAGUUAAAGCAAGACCUGGAGAGAUGGAAACGUCUCAGCCAAGUAAGCUUUUUGACUACUUCCAGAAUGUAAUGAUAGAUUAGGAAAACAAAUAUCCAAUUUAUGCUGAUGGUGGGUGUGCUGUUUUUUCAGAUGGAGAAUUCUGCUUUGCAAGCAGAGCUGGAAAAGGAUCGGCAGGCGCUGGAGAAUGCCCUCACUAAGGCACAACUGUUGGAAGAGAAGGAGAAAGACAACAAAAAGCUAUUGUCUCAAAUGAAGCAACUGCAGGUAGGAUCCUCUCUGGCUGCUCUGUGCACAAAAGCCAUUACUGUUCUUGAUGUUUUAUAUUAAACAUUCCCACGCACCACUGUUUGUUUUGGUCGAUGAACUUCAGUAUUUGCAAGAUACAAGCUUUGUGUUAACACUGGGGUGCUAGAUAUCUUUCUCUCUGUAAAAUGACUCCUUAAUGUGUACCGAUAGUCUUCUUAUUUUAGAUUUAUCUUUUUGUCUCGCAGGGAGAUAAUCAUCAUCUAAAAGAGCAGGUCGAAAAUCUCCAGACUCAGCUCGACGAUGCAUUAGAUAAUUUAGUGCACCCUGAACAGAUCGUCGCACGUGUUGCAGACCUGAAACGGAAACUGCAGACAGGGGUCGGAGAAAUUAGGUAAAUAUUGUUGGAGGUGGGGGAACACUCAGCGGUAGAAUGUAACAAUAUCAGGUGUGUUUUAUAAAAUCGUCUCCUCAGUGCAAAGGUAGAGUGUUUUACCACAAAGGAGCGAUACACAGCUAACUUUUUGCUUUAUUUAUAAAACACAGAUUCCAAUGAGCACUUCAAUUCUAAUUAUGCACUUAGAACAAAGUAGUAUUGGGUAGAAAAUCAUCACUUGUACAUGAACUAAAAGUGAUGGGCACUUUGCUCAAAAGAGCUUACACUCACUGACUUGGGGUCCAGUGUCAACUGAUAAUUCACAGCAUAACAUUCGCCAAUCCAGAUAUCCUCCCUGCAAGGUAACUUACCUGCUUUUUUUUGCUGCCAAUUUCAUCACCCUUGUGUUACACUACCAAUGUGUUAAAAAUUGUAAAGCGCAGUAGAAUGUGAUAGGGCGAUGUAAUGUGGGAUAUGUCAGAAAACAUCUGAGAGACAAAUUAUUACAAUUGUUAACAAGAAACAAGUGAUUAUUGAGUAUCCUGUUCAAAUGAGCUUGCAAUCUAGAGAAUAACCUUUUAUGUGCUGUGAGGGGUGAUUGAUGUAGAGCACAUGGAGUUAAUUAAGACAGAAGCACUACAUGCUUAAUUUUGCAAGUAAAUGAAAAUAAGUAGUAUGUUUUGUUUUUCCAAUUUGCUUACUUUUUUGGUCAAUAAUAAUCUAUACUCCUCUUCUCUCAUUUGCAUUUCUGCUAAUUUGUGUUAAUAACUUUUAUAUAUGUCUUUUCAAUGUCUGUCACACUGUAGGUGUUCCAGUGGCUCGGACGUUCUAGGGCAAAAUCUGGCUGAUCUCCAAAAACAAAUCAACGAACAGCUUGCAAAGGCUCAGGAGGAAAAGAGAGAGGCCUUGGAAAGGCAGCAGAGAUUACAAGACGAAAUCGCUAUAUUGCAAGGGAAGGCUAAGGAUGCUCCCGGAGACUAUAAAAGAGCCUGCAACAAAGCAGCUGAAGCGAGGGUAUGUGGAAUGUUAAAGAUUACAGGGGGUCGCCGUCACGGAACUCUCCUAGUGCUUAGGAUUUCAGUCUCCCAUGAUGCUUUGCCAGAAAUAGAAUAAGGAAAGAAUGAUUUGUUACACAGUCCAUUAGUAUUUAAGUAGUGACUCCAUUUUUAUUUAUUUAUUUAUUUUUUCUUGUUUUGAACUCAAGCAUAUGGAAUUUCAGAUGAAAUGUUUUUCAUCAAGAUUGAAUCUUUAUGAUAAACUCAUAAAUUGUGUUGGAAAAAUCUUCAAUAUAAAACAUCCAGGUGUAUGGUGAAAAAUGAACUUUAUUUAUACAGGAACAGGCAUUGUGAUUGACAGGUAGACACACUUUAAGAUUAUGUUCAGUGUAGGACUUACAGUACUUUUCAUACACUCUGGCCUGUUGGUCACUAUGUAAUUUCAGUCAUAAUAUCCCGUGUUCUGGAACACACAGCCAAAACCUCAAAACACAUGCUGCUGUCCAAAUACGCAAGGACCGCACUGACAAAUAUUUACUGCUUUGUUUGUUUUUUUGCAGUUGAUGGAAGGACUAGACCAAGCAAUCUUUUCUGUGAGAUAAUGUAAUUUAAAAUGCCAAGUUUGAACCACCUUUUUUAUCGCUGUAGAUACAGGCAGAAAGGAGGCAGCAUGAAGCUAAGGAGCGCCAGAUGGAGAAUGAAAUUCGCCGGCUAAAUGAAAAAUUAAAAAACAUGGAGGAAAUCCAAGGCCUAGCAGACCAGCAACUCGUGGAGGCUGAGGACGAGCGUGAGAAACUCCUCCUGGAGCUGCAGGAUUUAGAGGACAAGGUUUGUUGUACUAUAAUUCACUUGUACAUAUAGUGCAGUCGAUUGCCGCAUAAUUCAUCAGCACACUCAGUGAUCGUGAACUAUGGUGCAAGGACAGCAGAUUAGUCAGCAUCAUCUGUAAGAAAUUUAAAUCUGAUGCUUUAUUGAAUCAGAGGAUCAGCAAUGCUUUGUUCUACAAAAAAACCAACAGAUCUCUGUCAAAGCCUAAUACAGUUCAUGGAGACCGAAGUCUAAGUUUGCGGUGGGCCUAACGCAGCCACAUUUUCACUAACUCAGAGUGCUAAAUUACAGCUAGAAGGAGUGUGUCCAAAAAACUUCUAACAUUAGAACUGCCCCUUGUCACCACAUCCUCAUUAUCCUUAAACAACUACAUCAGAAAAGAAAAAUAAAUAUUAGAAAUAGAAUAUAUAUGCAUAGUUUUUUUUUUGUUUUUUUACAUAUUUAUAUUUAAUUUUACAAAAAAUAGUUUACAAAGACUUGCUGGUGUUAUUUCACAGACGGAGCAAAGUGUCUUGUAAACAAUGCAACACAAUAAAAUAGAAAUAAACUAGCUGAACUCUUUCUUUCUUACUGUAGAGAAAAUUAGAAGAUGCUCGGGCACAGAAACAGUUGUCUAGUCUAGAACAAGAACUGAGGGAGCUGAAACGCGCAGUGGCGAUCUCCGACAAGAUGGCUGCCUCUGAACUUUCCAAUGCUAAAGAUCAUCUGAAGUCUCUCCAUGGAACAGUCCUUAAGCUAAAUCAGGAGCGAAUGGAGGUAGGCGACUGUGUGGUUAAGAUUGGUUAGCAUCUAUUUAGAUUGUUUCAGUAUAGUCUGGAGUGCUGGAUAGUUGAAUAUAAAGUAAAAGCUUUCCAGAAUUGACGGAUACAGCAUGUCUUGACUUACCCUGACCACAAGCACGCAAUCCGGACUCUAUAAUACAAUAUGGGUCCACAAGCAAUCCGGACUCUAUAAUACAAUAUGGGUCCACAAGCAAUCCGGACUCUAUAAUACAAUAUGGGUCCACAAGCAAUCCGGACUCUAUAAUACAAUAUGGGUCCACAAGCAAUCCGGACUCUAUAAUACAAUAUGGGUCCACAAGCAAUCCGGACUCUAUAAUACAAUAUGGGUCCACAAGCAAUCCGGACUCUAUAAUACAAUAUGGGUCCACAAGCAAUCGGGACUCUAUAAUACAAUAUGGGUCCACAAGCAAUCGGGACUCUAUAAUACAAUAUGGGUCCACAAGCAAAUGACCUUGUCAGUAAAUGGCUGCUGUAAACUGUUGCUAAUAACAGAUAAAGCCAGAUGCAGGAUUGAGCACUACAAUUCAAUAAAGUUGCGUUAAAAACAACACACAUUUACACUUUUUUUUAUGUUGCUUGCUCAUAGUGUUAUUCACGAAAGUGAGAAUUCAAAGAGAAUUUCAGACUUUAGGCCAGAGUAGGCGAUCCAAAAGCUUAGCUGAUUUAGAGAAUUUUUCCAGUUUAGUUAUUUUGAUGUUAAAUGCAACUCCAAAACGGAUUAAUUUGCCAUUAUCAGGAACACUUGGUCCCACGGCCUGGGUCUUUCAGAUUUUAGUUUUUACAAUUUGUAAAGUAUGUUCUUGAGCUCUAAUCUCACUCCAGCUUUGUGGGUCAAGCAAGCAUCAGACUUGUUUUUAAUAGUUAUCAGAGUUGCAAUAAAACAGAUUGUGAGCAGAGGACCCCCUGGGUAGAGGCAACUAAAAAACUGAAUGUUGGAGUUGUAGAAUGGUCCUGAGUUAGAGUAUAUGACUGGGCUGAAAUCCAGAGUUGUGAUUUUCUUUCUUUUUCCAUAAAGCAGAGCUUAAUCAAAAUCUGCCUGUGUUUAGUUUUUUUGUAUUUAUAAUGCCAAUUCUGAAUAUUUUGUUGCGUAAAUUUAGGAACUAUUUUACCACUACUGUGUUCUGCAUACAAUAACAUUUUCUGGUGGCAUUAUCGGAAUGUUAUUUUGAUUCUCUUGUUUUGUAACGUGAUAGAUGGCUUUGGUAAGCCAACAGCCAAGCUAAACAUAAUAAGAUGAGUGAGGCUUGACUACUGGAAGCUACUUACCAUUCUGAUUGAGCCUUCCAGAGCCUUCAGAAGGAGGUGCUAUUAAGAUUCAAGAUUUUUUAACCUUGGCAACAAUUUUCAAAUGGGACCCAGUUUGUUAAAACACAGCAUAAGUCAGUCUUAUUACUGAUGAUUGGUAUUUGUCACACCUUUUUGGUUAUGUGUUUUGUUUUGUUUUUUGCUUACAACAGGAUAUGCAGGAAGCAGAAAAUGUCUGCUCUCAGACAGCCCAGGCUUCUCGAGACCUUGCAAAAGCUGAAGCAGAGAUUGAUCUGCUGCAGAGUCUGCUGAAGGAGACAGAAAAACAGGUAUGGUUUACUGGUCAUUCACUUUCUCUGUAGCAAACGGAUGCAUACAGGCGAAGAUGGCUACAUUUCCUUUUAAAUUUUGCUGACUGGUCUUAAUGUACGUCACUUCCCUGCCCAAUGUCCUGGCUAACUGUGACUGGUGUGCGUGUUUGUUCUUCCUCAUUAAUUUAUUGCAGUCCUUUGAUAGUUUUUUGGGAUGUUCACUUGUAACAAUGUAAAUGACACUAUUUGUUAGAAGAAAAAAGUGUCUAUAUCUGUGCUCCAAAGACUGGUGUACACAGACAGAAUGAUGAGUCUGUUGCUAAGUGCAGCUCCUAGCUGCUGUAAAGCAGGGUUGGUGAGAAUGCUUGUGUAACAGGCUGCAGCUGCUAGUUGUCACAAGACAAACAGCGGAAGUGGACAGAUUGGUGGAUUGUGUGUGUUACAGGCUGCAUCUCGUAGCUGUGUCACAUGACGCUCAGAAUAGGGUAGAAUGAGGACAUGUGUUGUAUCUGUAUCGGCUCACUAACACAACAAAGCGCUGAAUGACUCUGAUGUGGAAUUGUGGCCUGACCUGACAAAGACCAUUAAAUGCUGCUGGUGUAUAUGUAUCACUUGAUUAGUACGCCUGACGUCUCUUUCACAAGUGCAGCAUCCAAAAUUUAGGAAGGGAAGUCAUUCAUUUCCUGUUUGUAAUUGUUUACAAUGAAACCAACUUCUCACAUACAAAGAUUUAGCAUCAGCCAGCACAUGCACAGACUGGGCUGACAGGGAGGAUGUGAAAGGGCCCAGACUCUCAGGGUAGGUGAACUUUAAACUCCCCUUUCAUCUUUCUGUUCAUUCUAUCUAUUGGUAGCUCCAAGAGGAAAUGCAAAACGCAGACUCCGGGAUCGCUGCAUCAAACUUGCAGCAAGCAGAGAUUGACAAGCUGAACCAAACCAUGAGAAAGCAAAGGGUGGAAAUGGAUCGACUGAAGCAUCUGCUGGAUCAUGCUAACGCUGGUAGGAAUUUAAAAAAAAAAUGUAUACGAGUAACAAAUGCAAAAAUUAGGGUGGAACCACCCCAAAACACAGACCUUUUACCUCAUCGCGUGUCACCCUUCAAUUUGUUUCUCUUCUCUCCCUCACUAUUAAUCAGUUCUUCCUUUAUUCUUUUUGAUCUGUUUCUCGUAAAAUACAUGAGGCAAAGUAUAUUUUCCUCCGCUUGAUAAAAAUAUCACCGUCAAAAGGCAUUGUCUUGCUCAUUGUGAGACUGUGUCUGUGGAGGGAUCCUCCAUAAACAUUAGUGUUGUAUUACUGCGCAUGCACAAGGACUCCUGUCUAACUAAAGGUUAGCAGCGAGUCUUACUUUUAUUUUGCUCAAAUUCUUCGUAGUGUCUAUGUAUUGUUUACAUUACAUGCCUGGUUUUGUGGACCUGACCAGUAAAUUACAUUAACCCCUACAGUGUUUUAUAUGUUGCACGGGCACGUAAUACUAGAGCCUUCAAGCUGGUAUUUUUGUACAAUUGUCAGUAUUUGCCCACAACUCGGACACACAGCUUGUGCGUCUAAGGUGGUAAGUGUGCGUUUUAAUUACCUUCACAGUACUAUUCACAAGGAAGGAACGGUUUAUUCCAGAGAAGUGAGAGUUCCGCUUUAAAGAGGAAAUAAAACUUCAAAUAUAUAGUUUUAUGGAAACGCUUAACUUAAAAUAAUUUUGGAGUGCAUGGGGCAUUUUUACAAUACAGAAAAUUAACGCCAUAUUUACGUUUUUAAAAACCGUGCUCAGGAAGUUCACUUGUGACAUCUCCAUGUGGCGAUACAUCUGAUGAGGGCUGAGCUAGCAAUUUUAAAUCCCUUGGGGUUAUUCAAUAAAUUGUGACUUGUAGAUUGACGAGGGAAUUGCAAAUGUCAGGAAAAACACUAAGGCCUCAAUUUUAAUAUUUUUGGAAAAGCUUUCAAAUGACUUCAUAUUUUGAAACAUAUUUCAAUAUUUUGAUAUUUUUUCAAUAUAUUGCUAUAUUUUUAUAUAUUUGUAACGCUUAUUCCAAAAUAUUAAAUCAAGGCCUGAUUUGGAUUUUUUAUUUUUUUUUCCUGAUUGUCUGUUUUAGCUUAGAAUUUCCAGUUUCCUGCAAUUCUCCGUUCGGUGCAUAAUCCGUCCAUUUAUCUAUACAUUGUUCUAGCAGACAUAGCUAAGGGACUCUCUGCAAAUAUGCCAGUCACCCCAAAAUGACUCCCCUGGUGGAGGAAGUAGUGGUGGUUAACCAGGGUUUGUAUAAAUGUUUUCUGUGAUCUUACCAAGUUAUUCACUAAAGUUCGAAUUGUCGGGAAUUCCAGGUGAAUUUCACAUUUCAGGGCAAAAUUGCCAAGCUGGGAGCAUAGCUGACUUGGAGAAUGUCUCCAGUUUGACUAUUUAAGCCUUAAAUUUGAAACUCACUUUCAAUUCUCAACAGUGUUCACUUUGUGAAUAAUCCUUCCUGUUAGGAAGUCUGUAACCUAUUUUGCUGAUCUUGUGCCAUUACAGAUAACGUUGGGGAGAUAGAGGAUCUGCUGGAUGAGAUUGAUAACCUCAGGCAUGCCCUUGGCUACCAGAACGAUUACCUUACCAGUUUGACCAACCCAUUCCGUCGCAGAGGCUACUGGUAUUAUAUGCCUUCCUCAUCAAAUGUAAGCCCCUUCUUAUUUGUGUGUAUUAUUAAUCAUUACCGUUCAUGCAAUGCUUUUUUUUUUUUUACUUUAAGAAAAGUACAUUUACAUUUUUACUUAUUUUAUUUGGGUUUUAUUUGCUUAUUUUUUUCUCCACUUACAUAAAAUAUAAAAUUGUGUUCUAACAAUUUGAGUCUGCUCAUUAAAUCACCUAAAAUAGUACAACAUUUUAAGGAAACUUAGUAAUAAUAGCAAAGCAUUUAACCAGUCUGACUCUUGGCUCCAUGGUUCAGUUAAUAUGAUCCGAUUUUUAAAAUGCUUUAAGGGACGAUUGAUGAUCAGGUUUUGGGCAUCCAUAAGUAAUGAAUCCCAAUUUAAAAUAACUAUUGCACCUUCACCUGCAGCUUUUAGCUAAAGUUCACUUAUUAUGUUUAUUGAAAAUUAUGCGGUUCCAUUUUGAUGCAUUCUGAUGAAUUGUAGCAAUCCAUACCUCUGGGGUUAAUAAAGAUCCUUGACAUUAAUAUCCUGAUAAUUGCUGUGAUCCUUCUACAUGACAUGUAUGUGUUCAGCUUUUAAAGGGUUGGUUUUAAUAUAAGCCAUAAAAGGAAAGGAAUGGGUACUAAAAUCAGGUAAGGAACCACUGCAGCAGAUAACGUAAUUCCAUUUUUGGUAUUUUAACAAUUCUGUCUUUUAAUGUGCCUCUCUUGAUUUACAGUCAUUGGGACUUGAUUCUGCCAGCACUAAAGACUCUGGAGUUGGUGUUCAUUACCCAAUGACCUCAUCGCCUGCAAAACGAAAAUGCAGCCAUUGCAAAUAUCCCAAAAAGGAAGAUCGUGCACACUUUGGACAUUGGGUCUACUCUCCUCUCCGACCCGGCCUGCAAAGACUGCAUACUAACAGAGGUAACUUCAGACUUCAAACUGAACUGCAAGUAUACACUUACCUGAAGAUCACAGUCACUUCUGCCUUAUCCAAGCAUCACUAAGUGGCAGAUGGGAGCACAAGUGGCUGACAAACGCCUAAAUUGUACCAGUAAAUAGAUCUCAUGUUAAAGUUUUCAAUAUAUUGAUAGAUUUGCAGGUAUUAAAUAGCACAUUGUGUAGAUGACCUUAGUAGUGCAUUAAACGGUUUCCUUUCCCCUACAGAUAACAGAGAUGACGACGAAGAGAAUGGACCCACAGUGCCACCGACGUGUCACUUUGUGCCUCCUCCAGGCUCCGUUAUUUAUACUGUACUUCCAGAUGGUACUCCUACACCCCAAGGAACUGUUAUUUAUGGACCCCCUCCCCCAUAUAGCCCCAGGCCGGUGGCUCCUGGAACGGUUAUAUAUGGACCUCCACCAGUUGGAACACAGAUUGUGUAUGGACCACCCCCACCUCAAUUUACAAUUCCUCUUAUCCCUACUGGGGUACUUCACUGCAAUGUGCCCGCACACCACAAUAUGGUAAGUUUUGUGUUUAGCCUUCACAUAGACCUUUUAGUACUGGGUUUCCACAAAAGUGUUUCCUAUUCCUAGUACACAAAUUUAAGAUCUGGAAUUAAAAAAAAUGAAAACACACACACACGUAAAAUGUAUGCAACUUCACAAACUAAUUUAUUGUGUGUACAUAUAACGAUAUCUGUUUGUAACAAACAUCUUUUUGUUUGUUCAGUAUAGUAAUAGUUUGUUGGUACUAAUAGAAACCAGUGAAUUGCAACAAUUGUAUUUAAAUUCCAAUCAAUCCCAUUUGAAAGUUUAUUCACGGGGUUUUUUACGCUGUGCCAGUUAGCAUGAAGGGAACCGUAAGACUCGGGACCCAGAUUUAACCUAUACCAAUUAGUUGAGCCACUUGAAUGAAUUUGUGGCAUUUAGACACAUGGGCAUCCAAGCUGUUUCUACUGUUAUAGUGAGAUAACACUUGACUGCUUUUUCACAUAAAUUGUGCGUUGUGGGCUCUGAGUUAAGUUUCUGUCAUAAUUGGUUUGGCAAUGUUUGGCUCUUGCUUUCCAAUCCAUUACGAACGAUCUCCGCUCUAUCUAGGAAAAUGAAGUUACUCGUCUCGAAGACAUUAUUGAUCUUCUGAAUUCUCGUCGACACAAAGACAAGAAAACAAAGGAAAGAUUACGAGACAAUAUAGAUAACCUUGAGCAUCAAAACAAAGUCCUGAUGAAGGAAGCAGAAGAACUGCGCACAAGAUCCCAGAAACGUAAAAGAAAGUAAGUGUUGCUGAUAUGAAAUCCAGAUGUUGAAGGACACGGACAACUGAUGACCUAGCAUGGGAUUCUCUGCAGGUUCAUAGUUGGUGUAUGUUCUCUCUGUAACCGCAAAAACGAUUUAAACUUUGUUUGAGACGUGGGUGGGUACCUGCGUCUUGCACCCUGUUUUGACUUUUACAAUAUAGGCCUAAUCUGGCAUAGUUCUAGUAGACAUGUGGGCAAAGUUCCUUCUUCAGGUGUGGCCAGAAAACUAGAUUGUUGAUUUUCAUGCAGUAUGUAGGGGAUAACGGAGUAGUAAGCUUUCCCCCAAACCGUUUACAUACAUCAUUUCAUCUUUUUGGGCAGCGACUUCCAAUAGACUGGCACCUACCCUGUACUAUACAAACUUACAAUUUCUUCUUCCUGUUCUGAAUGGUUUCUUGCUGGAUAAGUUACUAAUUCUUCUCUCAAUUGCAGAGACUUUGUCGAAGGACAUCUUGACAACCUGUUUACAGAGCUGAAUCUUGAAAAAUCCUUGCAGCACCACGAUGACAUCAUGGACGAGAUUGAAUGCGUUGAGAAAACCCUCCUUAAACGCCGGGCAGAGUUGUGCGAGGCUGACCGACUUCUGGCUGAAGCUGAAACAGAAAUGAAGAAUACACGCGAAAAGGUAUGCACUGAGCACUGACUGUUCCGUAACUACGUGCAGACACUCACCAGUGCCAUUUUUAUUUUCCUGCGCUGCAGUCCUUGGCUGAGAAUGAUGUGAGCAGUAAUCCAGUAUGAGAGCUGGAGAAUUAUAAAAUCUAAUGCUUUGAGUGGACCUCACAUCUAAAUGUUUCUGUAAAAGGGAUUUAUACAUAGUAUUACUUGUAAUUCGAUUGGUCUGAAUUUCUUGAUCUCUGUUAUUUAAUUGACUUGUUUUGUUUCCUUUUGUGAAAACAAUCAAAUGUUUGCAACCAAAAGGAAUCCGUGUGCAACAAUUCUUCAAUAAAUAUGUAAAAAUGUCAUCUUACCAAUUGAUAGUAAAGUAAUUACUACUUUACUUUAAGGUUUGGGGUGGUGGGGGUUGCAUUGAGAAGCUACAUCAAAUUUUUUUUAAAGCCCUCAGUGACUGUUAUUGGUUAACAAAAUAAGCACUGACUGUAUGUGAUGUCAUCAGCCAAUCAGGAUCUAAUAUUCAAACAGAUGAGCUGUAGAAAUACCAGCACGCCACUGUGCAGGGAAGGGGAGAUGGUCAUUUGACCGGUCAGGUGAUAUAAAUGCCAUCUAAGAAAGUCUGUGUAAAAGGCAACAGACCACAAGUUGUGCAGAUGUUUAAUUAAAAUUAAUUCUUGCAGAUCAUUUUGCAAUGAAAUCUAUGGGAGUUACUUUCCUGGAAAACCAAACCCUAUUUCCCAGCGUUUUAGGGGGAACUAAACCAAUAUUAUUUGUACUCUAAUGUUUCAUUCUAUUUUAUUUAACUUUUUAAAACUCCCUUUGGUGAUGUGAUUGCAUCAGAUUCUUCGCUGCCUUCAUAACUUUCUUUGCUCCGUAAUAGGGUCACAUUGAAAAGUAAGCACUUAUUUUAGUAUUAACACGCUCUAUUCUUGUUAUACGCCCCUGGUGUCUUUAAUUGACAUUUGUAUCAAAAUGGAUAUAUUUUUUUUCCCCCUCCAGACCACUGAAUUAAUUGAAAAGUACAACUGUGCCAAAAAGCGCCUUAGCCAGACGGAGAGUGAUGCAGAGGAGCUAGAGCGACGCGCACAAGAUACCGCCAUGCAGCUGGUAAAAGCUAAUCAGCAAUUGAGGUAAAGUUUGGGGUAUAUGUGGAUUUUUAUUUAAAGAGGGCAGUAGCCAAGCUUUUCAGGACAUUCGUUUUGGAUCAAACAGAGAUUCCAUUGUUCUUGUGUUUGGUGGUAAAUCUAGAAACCCUGUUUUAGGAUCUUGCAAACCAACGCACAAGACCUGGAGCAACAUCGACUGGAACAAGAGAACAUCCUAAAGGAAAUCAAUCUGGUGGUAUCUGCCAAGGACGCCGAAUUCCAGGCUCUCAGCAGCAAAAUGGAUACAAUGGCCGACGGGUAACUAUAUCCUGAAAAUCUAUUUUAAACCUCAUUGGGGCAGAUUUUACAUACCUGAAUCCUCCUCCGUGCCGGAAAAUAAACCUAAAAGCUUAUAUAAAGGAGGACAUCAUGUUAUAAAAGACUUUAUACCUGGGACUUGUUCCUGUUAGAAUCUGAUUUAGAAAAGCUCUGAUCAGAAGUACUUUCCAUACAGACAGGGAGGGUAAUAUGUCGCUCUCCCUUAUAAGCUAAUUUCAUGUUUGGAUGCUAGACCACCUGUUUGUGGCAUGUUCCUAGUUUCUCCUCCCACAUGCCCUAAUACACUCCUAGAAGGAGACAUGUGGUCUCUGGGUAAAGAAUAUACGUGUUUCCAGGUGGAUGCCUGAGCCAUAGACCUGCUUUAAAGGGAUACUGUAAUUGCCAGGAAUUCAAAGCUGUAUUCCUGGCACUGUAGAUCCUUCUGCCUCCCUUCUCUAUCGCACUCCCAGCCCUGGCGAAAAAAGGGUUAAAAACUUUUUAUUUACUUAUCUGAUCCUAUCACCAAUGUCCCUCGGUGCCGGGUCGUGGCUCCUCUGUCCUCUGACGAGCAGUGCUGCUACUCAAGCGCAGGUGCUGCGGCACAUGAGACCUCCCCAUAGGAAAGCAUUGAAUCAAUGCUUUCCUCUGGGAAAAAUCGAACGCUGGAUGUUCUCAUGCAGAGCCUAUAAACCAAGGGUGACCAUUGUAGAAUGGCAAAGCAUCACGGAAGUUUUAAAACCUCAAUUUUUGGCACCUCUGAUCUGGACCAUGGCUUGCACAUCCUAGAGUUGUAAAAGACAACCUUCUAAUGAUCACUCGUUAUGUCCAGUCUCCAGAAGCUCCAAGCUGAUAUACAGGUGGCAGAAGGAAAGGAAGAUCUGCAUUUAAAUACCCUGCAAGAAGCUGAAAGUAUUCUGCAGGACAAGGUGGUCUCACUGGAACGCUUAAACUCUCAGGUAAUUUUUAAGAGACGUUUGUUUCCAAUUGUUUUUUGUGACAUAAGUGUUAGAGUUACAGGACUUGAGGAUACUUUCUCAGAACCUUUCAGCGAAGGCUUCUUUCAUCCCAAGCAGGUGAUUUCUUUAUUAAAUGUGUUUAUUGGUGUGUGUUGUUGUUGUGUAUUGGCCUAUAUUAAUGUGUACAUAAAUAGUGCAAGUGAAAAAAUAAUUCCAAAUAGAUUACUUAUUUUGAAAUUGUGCACACCUACGCCAGUCUGUCUGUCUUUCAGUCACGUAUUGAUUGAUUGACAGACGGGUGUUUGUAUAGUGUAUAUUUUCUGUAUUUAAAGCCCGAUGAAGGGAUUUUGGUGCUUCCACUUAUUCCGUGUGCUUGGAUUGCUGAUGUAUACACAGUGAGUAUCUGCCCAUUGCGAUCACAUGCUGUGUAGGGGGCCAGUCCUACAUGCCCCGUUAGGAUCAUUGUUUUGCAGACCAGGACAGAGGUUACUAUAUGGAAAUGUCACUUAUUCCAUGAUUAGAUUUGUCUCCUAUCCAUAUGGCAUGUUAAACAUGUAAUAAUUCAGCAACCUAUCUUCCAUUGCAUGAAAUACCUCCUACCUUUAGUUCUUGUGUCAUUUUACCCCACUCCCCCUAGAAUGAAGCUCGUAUGAGCAGGGCCCCCGGCACCCUCUUUUCCUGUGUGUCCAACUUGCCUUGUUGUAAAUACUUGUUUGUUAUUCCAACUAUUGUACAGUGCUGCGGAAUGUAUUGGUUCGUUAGACGUAAUAAUAAUUGAGUGAAAUAAGGGAUAAUGAUUGCAUUGUAGCCCUGGGUGUAAGUAAACUAUUAUUCUAAAUAAUACAUCCAGGGGACACUCAAAAUUAAAAGUAAUAAAGAGGUGCACAAAGUUGAGGCUCCUGUAUUUGUUGCUAAUAUUCAGUGUUUCUUCAGAGGUUUCUGCAGUGAGUUUUGUGCAGACUUAAUAUUUUACAGCAUUUCUGAUAUUAUCCCGUAAGCAGUGUUUUAUGGGUGAAGCAAAGAUUUCUGGGAGUUGUUUAGUUGUCAGCUUUUCACUGUAGAUUGUAAAACUGAUUUGUUUUUGUUUGCUUUCCCCAUUUUUGGUAUGUAUACUGUUUUUUAAAAAAUACUAUUGUCUUCAGUGUGUAAUAAGGUACAAUAUUAUGGUUUUAUUCAGAGGUCAAACACUCUGUAAACAGCAAUGCAGACCUUUACAACUGCUGCAGAGUAUGGUGUUUAUAACACUUUGUAUCCUCUCUGUUUCUUAAUAAAGGUAUCAACACAACAGCAAGAAAUUGUGGAGCUGGACAGGCUCAUUGGCCAGAAGAAAGAGGAACUGCGUCUCAUUCAGGAUCACAUUGAACAAAAGAAAGCAGAUCUAAAGGAAGUCUUACGGGAUGGCGAGCUGGAUGUGUCUGAGCGACGGCAGGAGAUAAAGGUAGAUUAGAUCUCAUACUCUGUUUAUAUUCAGAUUUUUGUUUUAAUUUUUAACUUCACGUGAAAUGUCUACUGAUAUACCAAAAACUAUUGAAUUACAGCCAAGGUACACUCAAAGAAGAGGGGUAACCCCUAGUGAAAGUACAUAACAAAAAAGAAAGCAGAGCGUACCUAACAGAAACGCAAUACAAAGAGGGCUAUCACUGCGUGAAAAAUGUGCAAAUGAUGCACAGUAUCCACACAAAAGGGGUCUAAAAUAAAAAUAACAAAUAACUUUAUUUGGAAUACAUGGUAAAAGAAAAAAGAAUAGAACAUAAAUGAAAAUUUAAAACCAACCAAAAUCAUACCCCAUAGAAUAAAAGGUAAAUGGUUGAUGUCUGAAUCAAUACAGCACACUGCACACGUCUGUGCAGGGUGAAAAAAGGGAGCGCAACAAAGAGGGGGGAUAAUAGGAUGAAAAGAGCUAUAUACAGUACUGUAGAUUAUGCAAAAACUAGAUAGCUAACUAGUAAAUAGAAUAAUAAUUAAACAGGAUAACUCGCUAGUGUAAAAUUGCUACAGAGAUGUCACAUGUCGAUAGUAACGAUUGUAGCACUGAUUGCAAAGGUUGUGCGUAUCAGAUAGCAGAUAAAUGAAACGUUAUAACUUUUCUGUGAUAAUAGUGAGACUGCUGCUACCAUUAGAUACAAAGCGUAGCUACAAAUUUAGUACUACAGUGUAGAGCUAACAUACUUGAAAUAGCUGGAUAUCGGCAAUGCUGUUGGCAACAGAAAGAAUAAAUGAUAGUUGAUAUGAAAAAUAAAUGGGACUGAGCAGCUAGACUGGAAGUCUGCAACAGAGUAUAUAAAGGAAGAUAAGAGGCAGAGAAAGGAGAGUUAUCCUAAAGCUAAAGAACACCCCCCGUGUGCCUUCGAGGGCACCAGGACCUAACGCCCACUAAAGAUCGCCUAUUAGAGACAGCAACCAGAGAGAAGAUACAAUAUAGUAUGGAAGGGUAGUAGGUAGAUGGCGAAAAAUUGCGCCAGAUAUCCCCUGACGCGCGAUCUUCCUUUAUAUACUCUGUUGCAGACUUCCAGUGUAGCUGCUCAGUCCCAUUUAUUUUUCAUAUCAACUAUCAUUUAUUCUUUCUGUUGCCAACAGCAUUGGCGAUAUCCAGCUAUUUCAAGUAUGUUAGCUCUACACUGUAGUUCUAAAUUUGUAGCUACGCUUUGUAUCUAAUGGUAGCAGCAGUCUCACUAUUAUCACAGAAAAGUUAUAACGUUUCAUUUAUCUGCUAUCUGAUACGCACAACCUUUGCAAUCAGUGCUACAAUCGUUACUAUCGACAUGUGACAUCUCUGUAGCAAUUUUACACUAGCGAGUUAUCCUGUUUAAUUAUUAUUCUAUUUACUAGUUAGCUAUCUAGUUUUUGCAUAAUCUACAGUACUGUAUAUAGCUCUUUUCAUCCUAUUAUCCCCCCUCCUUGUUGCGCUCCCUUUUUUCACCCUGCACAGACGUGUGCAGUGUGCUGUAUUGAUUCAGACAUCAACCAUUUACCUUUUAUUCUGUGGGGUACGAUUUUGGUUGGUUUUAAAUUUUCAUUUAUGUUCUAUUCUUUUUUUCUUUUACCAUGUAUUCCAAAUAAAGUUAUUUGUUAUUUUUAUUUUAGACCCCUUUUGUGUGGAUACUGUGCAUCAUUUGCACAUUUUUCACGCAGUGAUAGCCCUCUUUGUAUUGCGUUUCUGUUAGGUACUCUCUGCUUUCUUUUUUGUUGUCUACUGAUAUACCGCCUGAUCUUAUCAGGGGAACUUAUAUGGGGUACUUGAGAAAUCUGGCUGUUUUGAACCCUCUCCUCCUCCAAGCUAGAAGCUCUGCUCCCUCUUUAUUUGGAGGUAAUUUCACGGUAUUCUGGAAUCAAAAUGGAAUUUAUUUCAGGAGGUCAGGUCUCUGUUGGAGGAUUUAAGUGCCCAAAAAGGGGAGCUGAAUGCCCAGCUGAACGAGAGGAGGUCGCAGUUGGUUAUUCUCAAACAGCAAGUGGAGCAGGAAGAAGAUAUCCUUCAGAAAGUAGCCUCCCAAAUCAAUAAGCACAAAUCAGGUAUGUUUCCCUCUAUCUGCGUCUUCUGUCCAUUUACCGGUUACUGUCACAGCACUGCAUGGACAACUUGAACGGUGGGUUGUGCGCAGGAUUGAUCAUCAUUAUAAUAAAUAUUUUUGCACGCCUCCUUCAAGUUCUGCUUCCUGUGAGUCAUCCUCUCUGUUUCCUAAGAAACGGGUGCUAUAAGUGGUUUUUGUUUGUAUAUAUUAUUGUAAUAUCUUCAUUUCCAUUUAUCACAAGCUGUAUAAUCUUGUCAUGUUUCAGCCUUGAUCAGUUUAUAUGUUCAUAAACUGUUCUAGCCAGAUUGCUGACAAAUAUUGACAUCAAAAUAAUUUAUUAGAACUCUGGUUCACAUACACAUCUUUGUAUUUUGUGUUAAUUUACUGAUCACAUGUUUACAGACCCUUUUAACAUUAAUACAAGGUGUUUAGGAUCAUGCACCCUCUUCACUAUGCCAUAGUAGGACGUCUACACUGCUAUGUUAAUAUCUUCAAAAAUCUGUAGCUCAAAGUUCAUUUCAUUAACCGGCACGUAGAUAUUGAUGUCAUUAUGUUGAGAAAGCUGAUUGUAAGGCUUGGGUACUGACGAUAAAAGGGGGCAUCAUAUAUUUAAAUGUUACCUGUAAUGCCGAGCCACUAAAUGCUUUUUGUUUGGUUUGCAAUGAAAACGUGAAAAAAUACCAAAUAUUUUUUUUUUUAAAUUAUUAUUAUUAGAAUUGAAGCAUGUGUUGGAAAUGGUGCAGUUUGAAAACAAUGAGCUUGAAGGGCUUAAAGUACAGCACGGCCAGAAAGUUGAUGAAAUGGAGAAGAUACAGGCUGCCGUACUGGAGGUGAGAACCUCCUUUCUGAUCCUGGCUGUGCGCAGGUCAAUGCACAAAGAAUCCGGAACUGGAAAGUUGGGAGCAGAAGUUGAAAAGUUGACUUUCCAACAUCACACAUUAGAAAAACACCUUAAAGGAUAACUAUAGGGUCAGGAACACAAACAUCUAGCCCCCCUGGGCCCCUCAUGCCUCCAUAAAUAUAGUAAAAAUCUUACUGUAUUCAAGCCAGAAGCUGUAAAUCUGCAUGCUGUUAGACUCAGAAAAACAAGCAGUCUGCUGACAUGUGAUAGCCUGAUCCAAUCACAGUGCUUCCCCAUAGGAUUGACUGAGACUGACAAGGAGGCGGAUCAGGGGUAGAGCCAGCAUGAUUCAAACACAGCCCUGGCCAAUCAGCAUCUCCUCAUAGAGAUGAAUUGAAUCAGGGAAUCUGCAUGCUGAGGGAGGAGAUACUGAAUCACAGGAUGCUGUGCACAGUGCUGCCCUGUGCUCUGCUGACAGCAGAUCUGAUUGGAUGGAGGCAUAAUAUGCCUCCAUCAACUCUCGAAGUCCCUCUGGUUCACUCUGAGUGACUGCAACUGGAGGUGUUCCUAGCUUUCAAUGUAAACACUGUAUUUUCUCAGAAAAUACAGUGUUUACAUGAGAGGCUGCAGGGAGCUAUAGUUCUCACCUGAACAAUCUCAUUAAGCUGAAGUUGUUCAGGUGACUAUGGUGUCCCUUUAAUGCCAUCGUAUCUAGCCAGUGAACAAGAAGGGGCAAAAAAAACGAAUGUAUACAUUUAUGUUCAAAUACUGCUCCUCCUGAUAUUAGUGAACUUCCUUUCCCAAAGCAAACAGUGGAGAUAUGGUGUUUCAAAAUCUUUACUCUAUAUUAACAACAACAACAAAAAGUUUCUAUAUAAAGUUAAUCCUAUCGCAAAUUGAUGUAGAUUUCCAGAUUUCUUUUGCAUUAGUUUGUAAUACUGCUUGUAGACUGUGCAAGGUUCUCACCAUGUUUCCGUUGAUGGGAGAUAUUUUUAUAUUGUAGGGGAGGUGGCCAAUAAUUGGGAAUAUAAUUGUUGUAUGUAAUGACCCAGUGGCUGGUGUGGGAUGGUGUUGAGGAAACAAGAAGAAGUGAAGGGCAGAUGCUAAGAAAGUUAGAAGUUUCAGGGCGAGAGAAAUUUGUAAAAGGAGAAAAAAAAACAGAAGAAUAAUAACUGAAGAUUACAAUAUGUAAUGCAGUUAUGUAGCUACAGUUAGAACAUGUAGUGCCAGUAAAAAUACCCUUUUGGGGGGGGGGGGGAGGUCUUCCAUGCAAAUCCCUUUUGCAUAACAAGUUUUUAGAAUGAUUCAUUCGAUUAUAUCCUCACUGUAUUUCAGAAAACAUUUGUAUUCAAUUAUGACGAUUGUGCAAAAGCUGCGUCUUUUUGUACCAUCAUUCUGUUUGAUCUCAAUUCUUUUCUGAAGUACAAAUCGAGUGAGGAUCUAAUUCAAUGAAACAUUCUGGGACUUCAGGCAACUUGAAAACGCUUUAUAUGUCUGACCUUAGCUGGUAAGCUGCAGAUUACUGAUCCAUCAUCCACUCCAACCCCUGUUUGUUGAGAUAUUUGUUUGAAUACCUUAAUUCUCCAUGAACAGUCCGUGUCUGUACCCCUUAGUGCGGGUCAUAUUCUAGGUGUAACCAUGGCAGUUUUCUCUUAAAGGGAAAGCUGGAACUAGAAAACCUUCAGCGGGCAUGCCAUCGCCUGCGCAGGGAAGUGGAGUGGCAAAAACAACUGUACGAGAAGGAGCAACGAGAAAUGGAGCUUCUGAGAAACGAGAUGCAGGCUCUGCAGGAGAGCAUGGAGUCUGUGAGCCGGAAUAAGGAACAGCUGGAGAAAAACGUCCAGGAUCUGGAGAAAAAGCUAGCGCAGGCUAACCGGUAAGCCAAAGGCCUUAUGGGUAAUGGACACAUUGGAGGCAUCAGGAGAGCUGUGGGUAUCGGAGUGCCAAAAUCACAUGACAGUCACCCAGGCCUUGUUCAUGGUCAACAAGGCAUUGCCAAGGCCAAAGACCGGCAGCAAGUAGCAUUUCAGUUCCUACACUUAUUUAGGCUGGUAAAGGAUGAUGGGAGCUGUAGUUCAACAACUGGAUCACAACAUUUUGUCCACUCCUGUCCUGACACUGAAUGAAGAGUCUCCUCUUAACAAAUAUAUCUAAUAUUGUAAGUGGGACACUCCAAGCUGACAUGAAGCCACUUAAUGUUGUCCCCUGUUGGACCGCAGAGGGUAAUACAGAGGAGGCGGUUUAGAAUUGAACUGUACAUCGUAUUCAUGAGGUUCCUGAGCUAGAGACAUUUUGUGCAAUUCAUGUUUUGUUCUUUCACAUCAGAGACCUCGUCACCACUGAGGAGUGCAAUAGAACUGGGGCUUCAACCCGGGAGAAAAUGGAGGCCGACAUUCAGAACCUGCGCAGAGAUCUCGAGCAGAUGAGUAAACGGAAACAAGGCCUGAAGCAGGAAUCUGACAAGACUCAACAGUCCUUGCAAGGUGAGAUCUUCUCAGGCAGGAGGCAGCGAAAACUGUUCCCCACUCAGAAAGGAUUUAUCAAUGUAAAAAGAACCCUUACAGUUAUUAUUAAUUAGAUCCAAAUGGCAACAUUGGGGCAAAAAUGGCAGACCUGGAGAACCCAUUCCGUUUAUCCAUUCAGAUUUAAUUCACAAAAAGUUCGAGUUUAGUGAAUAACCCUGUUAAUAUUGUACUUGAUCUACACGUGGAAAAUGUAUUCUUAUAAAAUCAGUUACCAAAAUCAUUCUCUACACAAGUGUCUAAAUUGCUUAAACACAGCGUACAAGUCAAAUCACCUUUAAAUGGCAUAUGUUAUCAAUACAUUUCCCAAAUACAGAGACAAAGGAAGAACUGAACCUUCUUAAAGAUGAACUUACUGAUGCGAAAGACCAACUCAAAGUAGUUGAACAGGUAACUGAUUUCUCUGCCUUUAUUGUGGAUUUUAGUUUUUACUAAAAGAAACCGUUUUGUGUACGUGUAUACACACACACACACACACACUCUCCCUCUCCUCUCCCCCCCCCCCAACACUUUCACUGAAUGAAAGCUGUUCGGCUCUCCUAAGAUGACCUGUCAGUGCGUGUAUGCGAAACCUGCAGCCUUCUAAGAAUGAAUGAAUAAACUUUUAUAUUUGUCACAUGCAGGAGUUAAUAGAUCUCUGGUAGAUAUAUCCUCUAAAUUCAAUUAUUUUAAUUAUAUUAGUCCUUGAUCUUCUCUAUGAGCUUCCCACUGCUGAUUGGACACCUAGAUGGUGGAUAAUUUGAAUUGUGAGAAAUGUAGACGUUGGUCAUAAGCUGUUGGGCCUGUUCACUAUCUCAAAUGUAAACAUGCUUGAUGUGAAGGAAGAACAUGCUACAUAUUCUCCUGGUUACAAUGUCCUGCUUUCAUUUGACCGUGUCUGUUGAAAUACAUGAUUGAGUAACUUAGCACAAGCUCACCCUAAAGGUUCAAUAGAAAUAUGUUUUUCAAUCCACUAGUUUAAUGUAACUUCCAAGAAAUCGUGUAUUUUUCCUUUCCAGGACCUGCGAAAUACCACAAAGCAGCGAGACGACCUGUUACGAGAGCAGUCUACACUGAAACUGGAGAAUGAAGAGAGUGCAGGAAGAUACCAGCUCCUACACGAGAAGGAGAUCAGAAUGGAGCAGCAACUGAACUGCUUACAGAGGGCAACAGAGGGAAAAGAGGAGGCACUCGCCAAACAGGAAAUGGUAGCGUUCAACUUUGAUUUAUGUUUAUGUUCUUCUUCAUCUCACAUGUGAAGCAGAGUUCAGAUUACAUGGCACCAAGUAUGGAAAUGCAUUUUGACUAGAGUUGAGCGAACCCGGACUGUAAAGUUCGGGUUCGUACUGAACAUUACGUUUUUUGGACCCCGGAUCCGAACACGGACAUAUCCCUGUAUGUUCGGGUUGGAGUUCGGUGUUCGAUUUAAUGGCUGUGCAGCACCAACCCAGGAAACACCUAGUAGCAAUCUGAGGAGUGACCACCGGAGGUGUCCCUAGGCUGUGAUUUAAAAACUGCCUUUUCUCCCUGCAGGGACAUGCUAUACACACCUGAACCACUCCAUUAAGCUGUAGUUGUUCUGCUGACUAUAGUGUCCCUUUAAUAUUGGAAGAUUUCAGUUCUUGACUAAUCUACAAUUAUGAAGCUGCAGGUGGCUGCACGUUGGUCCUCACUCUCCCAGAAUGCAGCUGUCAUCACGUCUGCACUACUACCUGGGAAUACAUAUCUGUAUUUCGGUGUUUUAAACCCAAACACUGUGCAGCCAACUAGCAGGUUGAGUUUGGAUAUUGCGUUGGCAGUAAUCCUCAUUUUCUAUAGCUCAUAUUCCAUGCAGUUCAUUAUAUUUAUAGUGUUUGAUCAUGCCAGUUAUUCUGGGGGUGCUUAUCCAAGGAUUUGUACACUACAUCUAUAAACCUGACAUUUCAGUUGAUAAAGAUACUAAAGUAAUCUUUGGGUCCCGUUUAUUCUCAGCUCCUUAAGCAAAUCAUGAAAGAUGCUGAGUGUCAAGAAGACCAGCUUAGAGAGUCCACUGCUAAACUGAUGGAUCACAAGCAGACCGUGGAAUGGGAACUGGCAAACAGACAAAACAUGCUGGAGGUGCUAGCCUCCAAGGUGAAUGUUUUGGAGGAACGAGCCCUGAAACUGCAAGAGGAGGAGAAGUGGUGUCUGGCUUUAGAGGAUUCUCUCAAUAAUACCAGUAAGUCUGUUCUGCCCUGUAAUAACUGAUAGAAAAGCUGUAACUUAAAGCGGCACUGUCAUGCCGAAAUUACCUUUCUUUAAUCGAUUCCUCUUCUCUCCCUCUCUCAGGAUCUGUUAUUCAUUUCUUUCUAUCUGCGCUAGUUUUCUUUAAAAUAUAACACAAAGUAGGGACUCAGUAGGUCAAUAGGUCCCCCCACCCGCCGCUCAGGGGUGGGGGCCGUGGAGGAUGAAGAGGUUGAAUAGCCCCCACUUGAGAGGCUCGGGAGGGGUGACACUGGUUUUUUUUUGUUUGUUUUGUUUUUUUUUUUUUUUAAUAUUGAAUUUUUUUAAACCCUUUCACUGCCAUUAAGGUGCAAUACUCUGGAAGUAAUAGUGGCAAAACAAAGAAUAUUUUGCAGUCCCCGUCUUCACAUCACAUUCAUUUACUUUACUGAAAUUCAUGGCUUCAUUAAAAUAAAUACAUUUCCCAAAAUUAGUUUCUAUCAAUCAGUACCUCAAAAAGCAUUCAAAUUGUGCAAAACGACAUUAAAAAAACUGUGUUCGCAUUUAAUUCAACUUCUGGCAAAGCUCAUUAUAUCUCACUUGUUAGUGAAUAGCUCUCAUGAUUCAUUAAAGAAUUAUCAAUGAGAAAGUCUUAAUAAUGGAAAGAAAAAUUCUACUUCCAGAACAUCAGCUGACCCAGCGAGAAGAGCAAUUAUUGGAAAAAAACAAUGAAAUUAUGGCUCUGAAGAGAGAACUGGAGAUUUCUAACAGUGAUCUAAGCCGCUUGCAAGAUCAGAUGAAUUCAGAGACAAAGAGAGACGAGAAAAGAAUCACGAUGCUCAAAGAGGCCCUGAAAGGUCAGAGGUCACAGUACGAAGAAAUCAUCCAGGUACAUCCCACUAGUAAUGACCACCAGUCUCUUCCUGUCUCGUCUUGUGUCCAGGAACGUCUUACAGUGAACUCGCCACCAAAAUAAAGCUUUGUGUUCAUAAAAAAUGUAAACAGCCUGUGUUUGUUUUAGGUGUGGUAUAGUGUAAACAAACAUAUUCUUUGAGUAACAAUCACAUAGUCACACAUACAUUCUUUUAAAAUAACCUAUUUUCCAGAGACAGUACCCUGCUUGAGCCUUUAUUUCUAUGAUGAUCCAUUCCAUGUUUGAGCAUCUUGAGAAAUGUAGUCCACAAAUAUCUGGUCAUCCAUGACUUGUGUGUUACUGGACAGUCUGGAAGGUUAGAGAGAGUCGCUGCAUGCCAGCACACCUUUCAAACGGCAACCUGUGGUGUGGAAUAAUGGCUCAAUGCUGGCUCAAUUGAAAGCCUCGUUAAAGAAAACAAAAAACAAACGCAUACACAAACUUGCCCCUUCAUUGCUUUCACAUUUUUAUUGUUGACACAUGAUGAAAAACCCAGUCCAAUCUGUGUCCCAGGUGAAAUCGUUGUUACCUGCAUGUUAUUAUGCAAUGCAUUUAUUUACAGAACACACUAUCUGCCGUAUCCAUGUGAGUUCCAUUAUAUUGCUUAGUGUUUGUGUCAUUCGUGUGUUUGCAGUCAUGCUAGGGGGCCAUAACUAUGACUGUAUGUGUACAGGAGAUGUGCAAUGGCAUUGGGGCCCCCAACAGCAAACCGCACAGCAUGCUGGGGUUCCUAGCGCUUUGUGUUCUGUCACUGGUUUUCACUGCUGUCUAAUUGUAUGCAAUUAAAUUAGGAACUUAAAGAGGCAAACAGUAGCCUGCAGAAAAAACUUGUUACAGUGGAACGAGCGGCUUAUGACAACCAUGACCGAGCAAGGCGCCUGUUGAAAGAAGUCAAACUGAUGCAAGCAGAAUACACAGUUCUAAAGAAACAGGUAUAUUCUGUUAAUCAUACACCAUACUGUCAAAGCAAUACCGGAGGUCUGUGUUUAAACCAAACUACUAAAAUCAUGGGUUGCAAAAGCUAAAUCCCCAGGUAGUGGAGAACCUCAACUGCCAUGCUGAUUUGACAGCCUUGAGGCUGAUGGGAGGGAGUUGUCGUAUUAAAACAGCAGGAGAUGUAACUUUGGGCUGUCCAUCUUAAAUCUUGUUCUGCUGUUCUCUGAAACCACCUGACCUUAAUGGACAUGUUACCAGGUGUGCUUACUGUUUCCUGCUCUUGAGUAUAGAGUAAAUAGUUUGUUGGCCAACUGAGGAGCAUCAGAAGAAUCUGUUCAUUGCGGCUCUUUGGCUCUUCUUUUGAAUGUGUCCCUGUCUCUCUUGCACUCAAGCUGGUACGUGAUAAGCACGUCUCUAAUUUACAAAACAUUUUAGUAUUGUCUGAUCCCGUUAUAUUUUAGCUCCGAAGCCAAGAGGAUCUGGACCAGCGACAGCAGGACGUCAAUGAAGCUGUCAGAGUAUUAAAAGCCCAAGUGAAAAUGGAAAUCCAAAAUAGCCUUAAAGAUUUCCGUUGCACAGAGGACCAGGAGCUGUUAGAAGAUGUGGAUGCGGUUCUGGAAGAGAAGGAAAGUAUGAAGUCUCAGUUAGAGAACCUGAAGGAGAAUUUUCCCUUUACUGCCAAUCAGGACUUACGGCAGCCAUAUAAAGAGACUCUGGGAAUCUCCAAAUCACGUGUAAUAGUGAGUAUAUUCUAUAAAUUGCAGAGUCUGUACCAGCAUGUUCGGUUCCAAGUUAGAACAUUGUGCAUCCAAUGGGAGAUUAGCCGUCUGAAGAUAUCCUGGUUUAUUCAUUAAAUACCAGAUAUUUGUCCAAGUGCACGAAAUCCAUCCAGAACAACAGUUCUCAUAUUAAAGCUAAUUCUGGUUGGAAUUUGGGCAACCCAAGCGAAUCUGUAACAAUCGGCCUGAUGCAUUUUGUAUCUGGUUUCAAAAUCCGUGCUUUUCGCAUGUGAUCCCUAUACAAAGUAUUGGAUUUAGAAUAUGUACAAAGCACCAGUUUUCUAUUUUAAAAAUAAAUGGGGAAAAAAAAGACCCAGAUCGCACAGCGUGCUCUGAACAGCUCAUCUCUCAUUAGACUUGCCUGGGAAGAUUUAUUUUACUUACAGCAUGGUUUUAUUUUUUUCCGACAGGUUUUUUUUUCAUUUUGGGUCAUAUUGUUUAAUUUAAUUUUAUUGUAUUUUGAGUCCGUGCCAUUAAGUAAUGUAUACAGGCUGCAUCCCUAUGAGACAAAACCUGCCCAGUCCCAGCAGCUGCUUAUGUUUUAGUAGACCUGCCCCCACUUGCAGUACUGCAUGAGAGACAUAAAGGCAUAUUCACUCCCAUAGAUUUCAAAUCUGGACUUUGAACAUCUGGGCCUGGAUUUUAACAAGCCGGUUCCGAAUUUCAACCGUUCAGCAGCUUUCAGUCUGGCUAAUAUCCGGAUCAAAAUCAAGCUUAUUCGUAUCGUGCUCUGCAGAAUCCUGACUUUGUCACAUUAUGUUUACUUUCUGGAUUUUGCCCUGUACUGCAGCGAAUGGUUUGGCUCUUUUCGGACAUUUUGUGAAUAAACACUCUGUUAUUGGUAUAUGUUAUACUGUGAGCUCUUAUUCUCAAUCUCUGCCUGUAAUCUGGCAGCCGUACGUUUCAGCCACGAUAGAUUAUUUAGGAGGGUAUUUCGUCUUAUCACGUUUCAUUAUUCUUUUUGUUACUCCCCUUGGUGACUUUUUCUUCAUUUAUAGUGAAUUUUUAAAAAUUCAAGAGUUUAGUUUCUCAGUAAGUUAACAUUUUAUGGGUUUGCCCUAAAAUCUUCAUUUCUGAAUGACAUUGACACAGAAUGUUUUUCCUGCUUCUGUUAGGACGAUCAUUGGAGAGGAAAAGCUUUGAGAGGAAAAUUACAGCAACACGAAGAAAGACUCAAGGUAAUCUACACUCUCCUGCACUGAAUUUUUGUUUUACAUAUAGCCCCUAGAAGGGUGCAGAGAUGCCUACUGAGAGGAGACUUUUAAAUAUUAUUAAAGGGACACUAUAGUCAUCAGAACAACUACAGCUUAUUGAAUUUGUUCUGGUGAGUAGAAUUAUUCCCUUCAGGCUUUUUGCAGUAAACACAGUGCUUUCAGAGAAAACGCAGUGUUUACAUUACAGCCUAGGAAUAACUCCACUGGCCACUCCUCCGAUGGCUGCUAGAUGUGCUUCCUGGGGCAGUGCUGCACAGUGUGACUGACAUUGAGUGUCUCCACCCUCUGCAUGCACACACUGAACUUUCCUCAUAGAGAUGUAUUGAUUCAAUGAAUCUCUAUGAGAAGAUGCUGAUUGGACAGAGUUGUGUUUGACAUGUGCUGCCUCGGCCAUCUUGACAGUCUCUGCUAAUCCUAUGGGAAAGCAUUGUGAUUGGCUCACAGAAUCACUUCUGAUGAUAUCAGUUGUAAGCAGGCAGGUCAGAGGCUGAGGCAGCAGCUGCAGACUUGAGUAAGAUUUGUUACUAUAUUUAGGGUGGCAAGAGGAGUCAGGGGAGGCUAGAUGGUGUUUUUAACACUAUAGGCUCAGGAAUACAUGUUUGUGUUCCUGAGCCUAUAGUUUUCCUUUAAUAAAAACUCAUUAUAAUGAACUAAAUGCUUAUCUCGUUAUUACGAGUUUGCAGCAGCUCCAAAGCUCUAAUAUGCUGCCCCCCUCCCACCCAUCAAUUGUCAAGAUUACCUGGCCCAGCCGAACACAGAAUGUCAAUUCCUUUAAACCCAUAAUGCUCUGACACCUUUAUCUAUGCUCGAGUAUCUGCUUGGAAAAUGCCGCAAUCUAAGUAGUACAUGUUUCCACUGCACUAAUCCAGUAAGUGCUUCCGCAACGUUUACUUGGAUAAGGAAAUGUCUAGCAAAGAAGUGACACUUCAUAUUUAAAAUGCUAAAUCUGAGUGAAACGUUGCACGUUGACGUUUUCUUGGAAGUCUCCCUAUAAAUCUGAUUAAAAAUAUCCACGUUAUUUGGAAGGAAAGAGCGUUCUUGUUGCAGUGACCCACGUGCAAGUCUUUCUCUGUCACUAAGACCAUGAUUUACUUUACCGGAGGAUGUGAAAUGAUACUGGCCUGGGUCUAGGUGUGUUAUUGCUCCAUAUCAAUAAUUAUCAGGGUGAGAAUGCGUUGGUAUAUACACCCUUUGUCUUGAGUUUUGUUCUGUCGUGCCCAGUUCCCAAAAAGAGCUUUAUAUGUCUCUCUGAAUUAAGAAUUAAAACCACAAAGAACAUACUGUUGUCUGAACACUUAAAAGGUACACUAUAGACACCCAGACCACUUCAGCUCAUUGAAGUGUCCUUGUUCCCUCUAGUCCUCCAAUGUAAAUCAUUGCAAUUUUAGAGAAACUACAAUAAGUCUAAGACAGCCUCUAGUGGCACUUCCCGGGGGCUAACCGACACGGACGUUGGAAAUCCUCACAUUCUGCAUGCAGACAUCCAAUGUUAAUUAAAUCAUUUCCUAUGGGAAUGCCCUAACACGCACACACGCAAUGCCUGUCGCGCGCUAGCGACCCCCUCGUCCCCCCCCCCAAAUUACACUAUAGAAUCCCCUUAAACUAGGACCUGCCCCAGUCUAAGGUGUGUUUUUGUCUUCAUAGGCUGAACUCAAUCAUCUCAUGUCUAGACAAGCGGAUGCACUGAGUAAAGGACGACAGCAGACAGAGGGGAGCCUGCACAGUCUAAGAAGACAGGUCGAUGCUCUGGAUGAAUUGGUUGGCCAUGUGUCAGCCGAUUCUACGUUCGAUUCACACAGAUCAUGUGCUGCCAUGGCUUCUUGGCAUGAAGAUGCCCUGAACCCUCCAUGCCAGGUAAAGCCAGUGUGAGCAAAUGUUGGCACUAACAGAUACAAGGUGAUUGCCUGAAUAUCAGAAUAAUCCAGGAGGUAACUUGUUCACUCAUUUAUAACCUUUUAACUACAGAGAAGCAGUUCAAUUCAUUGCUUGUGUAAAACAGUCAAUUACUAGCGUAAUGUAAGCUAAAGAUUUCUGAUUUUACAUUAGAUUAUUUUUUUUUUGUUUCAUUUACUUAAGCAAUCUAUACUCGGAUUACAAAUUACCGAUGCCAAGAUAUCUACUCCAUUUCUAUUCAACGCCACCUUCCCACCAGGAGUUUGACCCUGAAACGUGUAGGUAAGAGCUGAAUGAUGAAACGUGAACAGUCACAAUUAGACUUUAUGGGUUUUUGCCUACAAGCGCUUUUAACCACAUUUAAUGGGGCAUUAAACCAAAGCUUGUAAAUUACAUGCUAGUUAAAUCCUUAUCCUGAUGGAUGAGCUGAAAUGCAACAAAAUUUUUUACAAAAAUUUUAUGAAAACUAUAUUUAGAAUGUAUGUUUUUGCAUCUUUUAAUUUGGGAUUUUAGUGCCACCUCGUGGAGGAUAAAUUCUUUACAAGCUACUGAAUCUCUCAUUUGACUUUUUAUUUUUUUAAAGCCGUUCAGUGGUUCUACAUUGCAAACAGUAAUGUAUCUUGUUUUCUGAAUGCAAAGCUAGUGAUAGGUUUACUGAAACUGCAGACCUCUGAAGGAAGUAACUGACCAGUGCGUACAGGUGCUGUCUUUAAUUUGGCAUUCGUUAACAGUUUAACUCCUUAAGCCAAGACAAUAUCUGGGACCUCCGCACACUAAAUUGUGAUGAAGUUGUUAUGGUGCUGAGUGUCCCUUUAAGCAGUAAUGUAAAAAGUUUCCAAUUACUUGUAAACUGAUGCGUUUCAAUGAGCUGUGCGGUCCUGCUUUGUUUGCUUGACCUUGCAGGAGCCUCCUGUGUUUGACUAAAGUUCAGUUUACAGAGCAGAAUAUGUCUAAAGCAAGUUAACAUCAGAUUGUAAAUUAAACAAUGUUUCACCCAUGCAUGCUGUGCAUGCCAUUGAAGGAGUCACUAGGGCUGCAUAAACAGAAACAAGUGAUUUUUAACUCCCAAAUGGCAGAGAAUUGACACGGAGACAGUAGGGUCAUGAUGCAUUCACCAAACCUCUGGAAUAAAAGGGAAUCAUGACAUGUCACGUCAUGUGUCCUUAAGGGGUUAAACUAACGUUUGUGAUUAGUGUCCCUUUAAGGCCAAAGUAGCUGAGCUGAAAGCAGAUCUGAAUUAGAGAACUUUUCCAGUUUUAUUAUUUUGAUCUUAAAUUUGAAUUUUUACUUUAGUGAUUAAUCCUGAUUUUAUUUUAGUUUUUUUUAAUUAUUGCAUGUGAUUUUGAAUAUUUAAAGGAAUUAUCUGCAUGAUGCUUUGCAUCCAGCAAAAUAAAAUGACUAUUCAUUAUUUGUGAUAGAGAUUGCAUUUUUCUAGUUUUCAAAUUUCAGACUUGUUUUUUAAACAUCUCAAUGGUAAUAGCAGCAGGUGUCCUACUGAAAACGCAUGUUUGUGCUUUUACCAUUGUGGAUACUUGGUUAGAUUGUAGAACAGUAUGUAGUAGUAAUGAGCACCUUUGUUGAUCUCUUUAAGGUGGGACCAGGCGUUUGGUAGAUCUGGUGAAGACGCACAGAUUGACAGCUGCUGUCACGUGAGGUCUGCCUACAUUGGUUAAAAGGAUUUUUGAUUCAAGAUACUGUGAAAUCACUAUCAAGUUUGUAAAUCGUACACUCACACUCCUUCCUACAAUGCACUGAAUCUUGUACAUAAGAAACCUUUUAUAUUUAACUUUUUAAAAAUAUUUUUUGAGUUUGUGCCAAAUAUUUUCCAUGUAUAUUUUGCUACACUUUGAUAAUAAAAUAAUUUUGGUUAUUAAA
Messenger RNA from Pelobates cultripes (western spadefoot toad), 69073 nucleotides. NCBI's taxonomy places the organism in Eukaryota, Metazoa, Chordata, Amphibia, Anura, Pelobatidae. The record is from the annotation of a GenBank genome assembly.